Pelobates cultripes (western spadefoot toad) is the source of this 70933-nucleotide messenger RNA. The record is from the annotation of a GenBank genome assembly. NCBI's taxonomy places the organism in Eukaryota, Metazoa, Chordata, Amphibia, Anura, Pelobatidae.
AUGGCCACCAACAUACAGAAAGACCAGGUAAGUCCCUAGACAUCACAGAGACUCCAGCCAGCAGUGACAGCCCUGUGUGUCCCUCUGCUACUGUCUCUUGGUAUGUCACUGUUUGUCAUAGCUACGCAAGUAAAUCAGGUGCAGACUUGCUCUGAACUUAAUAGGCAUCUCAGUCUUUUUUUACUGCUUACAUGCAUGUGAAAGGCAUCCAGACUGGUCGAUUUACUAAACUGUGAAUUGUAGUGAAUUGAAAAUCUAAUGGCACGAUUAAGCUAAACUAGCCAAGCUGUGACUGUAGCUGAAUUGGAGAUUUUUCUUUUAAAUAGAAUCCUAAAUGUUGCCAUUUGCAUCUCUGCUCCCUGCGAUUCACAGUUUAAAGAAUAAAGGUUAAAAAAAGUGCAUUGUUUGUAAUUGAUGGCUGAAGAUUGACUCACCUAAAUAAAAUAUAUAUAUAUAUAUAUAUAUAUAUAUAUAUAUAUAUAUAUAUAUAUAUAUAUAUAUAUAAUUUUUUUUUUUUUUUUAAAGGGCUUACUCUCUAAACCAGGAUUUGCCAUUUCACCUCAUUUUAGAUCGUACGAGCCAAGGUUUAAAAAAUAUAUGGAGUUGGAUAAUUAUUUUGGAAUCAUUCUACAGUUUGGAUUUAAAAUGUUCAAUUCUUAGUCGAUUUUCCACAAUUCCCAAUUUAGUGGAUAAGCCACUAAAGGAGAAUAUAUAUAUUUUUUUCAAUAUUAAUUUUGUAGUGCUAAUAUAUUGCAAAGUAUUGCACAAUUUGCAAUUAAUCUCUGCAAGUAUCGGUGACAAAUUAUUAAUUUGAAAAUCAUAUCUGAUAUUAUCUGCCAUUUAAUGCAGUGCUUAAUACUGGAAUAAAACCGCUUUCAAAGACUGAAUGUGACAAAGGGAUUUAUUCUCAAAAGAGUGUUUUAACAAUCUCCUAACCCAAGCCAAGAGAGCAGAUUUAAGAAACGUGUUGAUCUGUGCUAGUUACUUGUAAAGUUGUUUGUCGGUAAAUAAACCUCAGCAACAAGCCAGUACAAUGGGCGGUGAAAAUUUUAUCACAUUGUGGAGUAGUUUAUGAAAUACAAAUUCAAUUCAAAAUUAUACUUAAUUUUUUUUUUUUCAUAUAUUCUGUGAUCUUAAAAUAUCUACUAAGCCAGUGUUUUUUAUUUUUGGUGUGAAAUGGGGAAAAAGAAAUCUCAGUAAAAUUGAGUUUUAAAUAAAAUCGUUUUGUAACUGAUAAUGUAUUUUUUCACUUUUCCAAAUUUACAUGAAAUGUGGAGUUCCUGGCUUAUUUUUACUGCAGCAAUCUGAGCCAUAUUCUGUAGAAAUCAUCAUCUAUAUAUUUUUUUUUUUUUAAGUUCACAUUCUUUUUGCAUUAGACAAUGAAAAGCAGUAUAUAUGUCCUAUUCAAUAUCCCUUGUACUCUUGGCUUUCUCUCAAGACUUUUAUGCCCUUUUAUUCCAGUUAUUCUCUUGUGUCCCGGUGGAUAAUUAUAUAGUGCUACGAGGUACACAUAGGCAAGAGAAAGGUGGAAACUAUAAAAUUAUUCACUAAAACAGACAUUGUGGAAAAUCUAGAAUUUACCAUGGGAUUGCUCCAAGUGCGCUGUAGUGGUUACUAGGGAUCGACUGAUAUUGAUUUUUUUUUUUUUUUUUAGAGCCGAUACCGAUAAUCUGUGAAUUUUCAGUCCGAUAGCUGAUAACUUACCGUGUGUGUGUAGUGGAUGCAGUGAGAGUAUUUGAUUAGUGAAUGCAGUGUGUGUGUGUGUGUGUGUAGUGGAUGCAGUGAGAGUAUUUGAUUAGUGAAUGCAGUGUGUGUGUGUGUGUAGUGGAUGCAGUGAGAGUAUUUGAUUAGUGAAUGCAGUGUAUGUUUGUGUAGUGGAUGCAGAGUGUGUGUUUGUGUAGUGUGUGUGUAUAGUGAAUGCAGUUUGUGUAGUGUGUGUAUAGUGAAUGCAGUGUGUGUUUGUGUAGUGUGUGUAUAGUGAAUGCAGCGUGUGUUUGUGUAGUGUGUGUAUAGUGAAUGCAGCGUGCGUGUGUUUUUUGUAGUGUGUGUAUAGUGGAUGCAGUGUGUGUGUGUGUGUGUGUGUGUGUGUGUGUGUUUGUGUAAUGUGUAUUUAAUGAAUGCAGAGUGUGUGUAUAGUGAAUGUAGUGUGUACAUAGUGUAUGUUUGUGUAGUGUGUGUGUAUAGUGAAUGCAGUGUGUGUGUUUGUGCCGUGAGUGUUUGUUUACUGUGUGUAUAUAUUGAAUGCAGAGUGUGUAAAAUGGGGAGAAGGUGGUAUUUUUAUUUUUUUUAACUUUAAAAAAAAAAAAAAAGAAUUUAAAUUUUGUAAAUUAUGUUUUAGUUCCUUCUUACCUGGCCAGGGAGGGGGAUAUGGCAUUCCCUGGUGGUCCAGUGGCAUGGACUGUACGGAGGGGGCCCAGCACACUCCUACUUUCCAUCCCAGCAGCUCCCAUCAGCUCCCCUGUCUAACUCUCGUGGCCUGUGUGCCGCGCUCUGUAUAACCCGUGGCAACGCUCUGAUGGCUGCGGGACUCGUGGGAGUUAGACAGAAGAGCUGAAGGGAGCUGCUGGGAUGGUAAGUAAGAGUGUGCUGGGCCCCCCAGGACCCUGAUAGCGGCCCUGGUCUGCAUUAUCGGCAAUAUCAGUAUCUUUAUUGGCCAAUGCCGAUAUUGCUGAAAAUACAGAAUAUCGGCCGAUAAUAUCGGCCAGACCGAUAAUCGGUCGAUCCCUAGUAGUUACAAUACAAGAAGUAGCCUGGGCCUGUUUUACAAGAGUUUGCCCUCGUACCUGGGUCCUUGCUGUGCUCCUGGUCUACUCUGUAGACAGUGAUGACUUCCACUUCUGCAGAAGCUGGAUGCCGAUGCUGUCACCAUUCAUUGGCUGAGAGUGUCAGCUGACCGCUGUAAACCAAUUUUGUCUGUAGGAAUAUGCACAGAAUUGAGAUUGGCCAGCCCAGAACUCUAGUCACGGACUGACUAAAGACACACCAAUGAAGGUGAAGUUACACCUCUGGCAGCAGAGAGGUUAAACUAGGUUUCACAACAGAAUGGUGCACAUAUAGACUCCAGGCACCAUGGCAACUUCAAAUCCCUGAAGUGGUUAUGGCGUUUGGAGUAACCCUUCAAGUCCAAAAUAACUUGGCUGGAAAUAUAGCUGCGCUAGAGAAACUUUUCAAUUCCGCUAUUUUAGUUUAGAGUUCUCUAAUGAAUUUCUGGUUUAGUGACUAACUUUGUCUGAGUGGCAUGUGCCCCCUUUACCUGGCAUAUAGGCGGUUACAUAACCUUCUUGGUGUGCAGUAGCCCAGGGGUGAAGCUAAUGGGAACUAUACUUACCUGAAGAUCACAGGCACCACCAUUUUCUUUCUUUAGCGCCCGGUGAUUCAUCAGCUUUUGGUGAAAUAACCUGGUUCCCAUUGUUUUGUCUAUGUCGAGGCACCUCUGCAGUUCAUGUUACAAUGAAAAUAAACCCAACAGAUAGAUGGGGGUUAGUUACAUUUAAAGGUACACUCCAAGCAAAACAAUUACUACAACCCGUUCGUUAUGGUGCCAGGAGUGCCCUUGAACUGUCCCACGGUAAGUAGUCACAUAGUUUUUCAAUGGUUUGACAACUUACAUGCGUCCCCCAGGUACCCAUGCUGCCUCUGGUCUUCUCUUGCAGUCUUUAUGGUGUUGGUAGUUUUUCUUUAGAGAAAUGGUAGGUAUAUUGUAUGACAUUCAGUUCAGAGUGAAUUGCUGUGAAUUUCAAUAUUUAGGAAAAAAAUAUUCUCCAGCUAUGAUGUUUUCAGUUUGACUAGUUUGGCUUAAAAUUCUAAAAUCAUUUCAGACAAUUUACACUUUAACGAAUGACCCAGAAAGACAUAAAGGUAACCCUCUUAACACCACAUGAAGUUGUUUCGGUGUGAGGAGGUCCCGUGGGAAGACUUUGGGAUUCAACAGCUCAUUAACGGUUUGACCCUUUGAGGUAAGCCAGUGACCAGGACCGCCUCACACCAUAACAACUUAAUUUCUUUAAAGUAACACUCCAAGCACCAUAAAUACUACUUUGAGCUUCGUAGACAUAUGACAGACAAUCAUAUACAGCAAAUAAUCCUAGCUUGUAGAAAAGAGAAACACCAGUGUAGGAAAAAGCACAAGAAGAUAUUAAGAGACAAUGUUAGCACCAAAACUACUGCUGCUUACUUUUUUCUACCAGAUUAUUAAAAUAGCGUAUCUCCUAAUAUCUAAAGCCUGGCCCCACUGCAGCCAUUCAAAUAAGGUAUCUUAUUUGAGACACUUUAUAUCCUCUAAGCGCUAUAGAUGGACUGUGAGCCAUGGGGGGUGGGUUUGUGGGUGGCAUUCCAUUCAGGGUUGCAUGGCUUUGUAUGGGAAAUGUUAUCUAGUAAAAGUGAAAUUUCCAUUGACAGGCAAGGGCCAGGCUUUGGGUAUAGGGGAAAUCACAGUUUUUGUCAAACCAGUCAAAAAGGUUUGACAGAAAAUGUGAUGGGCCGCACCCAAAUACUCAUUAAACAGUAUGCACCACAGUAAGCAGCAGUGAUUAUGGUACUUAAAAUGAAAAACAAAACUCUAGUAGUUAACGGUCAACUGUUUUUUACUUUUACUUUUAAUGAAAGUUGAAUUUUGUUGAAAACGAUGAUGUAUAUAUGAUGUGCAUGUCAUGAUUCCCUUUUAUUCCAGAAGUUUGGUUCUUAAGGGGUUAAAUGCAAUAAGCGUUUACAAAUAAGAAACAAACAUUUGAGAACAAUUACCAUAUAUGUGGCAAUACAUGCAUUAUCAAACCCUUGUAAAAGACUACUACAAAAUGUGGGAUACAUACUAGCACAGCAGGAUUCUAGGACAGGGAUCCAUUUUGAAGGUUAGGCCUAGACUUGGAAAUCUUGGACAUUUUUUAGGUAGAAACAAGAGAUCUCUGCCAUACCACACAACAUUUCAAAUGGACAAAAUAGGGACAUUUUCAUUUGUAAUUUCGAACAAGAACAAUGUAUCUUAUUUCCACAGACUGAUCUGUACACUUAUUUUUAUUCUUUUUAUUUAAAGACACAUUGCCGUGGAGCUCUGUUAUACACUCAGGCUCACCAACAAUAUGGAGUUCCUAGAAAAGAGGGACAGAGGGAUUUGGGAUGAAAAUAGGCACUGUAACUCCUAAAUAGGGGCACUUAGGUAGUAUGUUUUUAGUAUCUAGUCAGAGGUUGACUUAUGAAGGAGUCAGCACACAUCACAAAGGAAGCCAAUCGACGGCUAACCACAGGAGGUGAAGUAAUUGUCACUGAAUACAAUGUUAUGAUUACAUGUUAAAACCAAGGAGCGGUGUAACACUGUUGAAAAGGCCCUGAGACAAAAAGCACAAUUGGAAUGCCCACCACCCCGGGUGUGUUCUACGUUCUAUUUCAAAAUACCCUGCUCAGCUAGACGGCUUAGUUGUAAUUACUUCCCAAGUCAUUAUAAUGCUUGGAGACUAGCCGUUUUUUAAGUCCAAGGUAAAAGUUAUAGAUAAAACUUUAGAAACCAGUUUUAGAGAUUGAGAGUUUGAUAACCCCAGAAAAAAAAAAAAAAGGUUAAACCUGUUGUGACCAUCCAUCAAGCUAUUAUCUGUUUCUCAGCCUUUUACGGAGAAGUACCCCUGCAGGCCUAAAAAAACCCCCAAAAAACAACCUGCCAUGAGAAAGUAAUUUCUAUGGAUUUAAGUUCCAAAUAAAAAAGGCAUAGACAGCAGGGGAGGGCUGGCAGCCUUAGGCCUGGAAGGGGAAAAUACAGCCCAACACACACUCACACACACAAAAAAAAUAAAAUUGGGGGAAGAGGAGCUGUAGUGGGUAUGUUAUGGGGGCUGUGGUUAGGUAGGGAGAGCAUGGGGGGAGGACAGGAGCUGGGAGGGGAAGGCAGGAGCUGAGAGGGAGGGCACAGGGGCUGAGAAAGGGGAUCGGGCUGAGGAAAGGAAUAAUAAACCCCCCCAAAAACUAAAGUGUUUUCCCGUCUCCCUGAGUCUUACCUUAGGCCAGGGAGGGGUGGGCAGGAGCCGGCAGCCAGCAUACAGCAGUCAGUGUAGUCGUCCGGCAGUGGCGGCUCUAGACUUGGCGAGGCCUUAGGCGAAACUCAUACAUGAGGCCCCCACUAACACCAUUAUUGAAAAAAAAAUAGCAGUUGACUAUAAGAAGUGUGUGUGUAUAAGAAGCUGUAGGUAUAUUGAAGGGGGAGCCUGCAGCACUGGAUCUAGAGAGCUAGUCUCUGUAUACAUUGUUGCAUUGUCUACCUGAGUGUGCCUGAGAAUGUGUGUCUGGCAGUGAGUAUCUUUGUAUAUGUAUGUAUGUAUGUAUGUUUCUCUGAGCAUGUGUAUGUUUGUGUACUUCCUGUGGCCUUUGGCACUGAGUUUAUGGCAAAGCUAUGUUUUAUGACAGUGUGUAUAAUGAUUGCCUUCAGGGGGUGACAGGGUGAGUAAAGGGGUAACUGUGGCAGGGUGAGUGUAAAAGAGCAGGAGGGUGCCAGAGUGUUGAGGGUUGACAGUGUGUAUGAAGGGAGGUGCCAGAGUGUGGAGAGUGGUGCCUGUGUGUUUGGAGGGAGUAACAGUGUGUAUGGAGGGGGGGUGACAAUGUGCAUGGAAGGGGUGCCAGUGUGAGGGGGGUGACAGAGUGAAAGGGGGUGACCUACUGUGAGAGGGGAGAGUGACAGAGAGGGAGGAUGACAUUGUGUAAGUAGUUGACAGAGUGAGAGGGAGGUGACAGAAUAAGAGGUGGUGACGUAGUGUGAGGGGGUUACAGGGUAAUAAGGGGGUGACAUAGUGUUAGGGGGGUGACAGGUUGAGAGAGGGAUGACCGUGUGAGGUGGGGUGACAAGUUGAGAGGGGGGUGACAUAGUGUGUGGUUGAGUGACAGGGGGGUGACAGGGUGAGAGGGGGUGACAAAGUAAGAGGAGGUGAGAGGGGGGUGACAUAGUGUGUGGGGAGUGACAGGGCGGUGACAGGUUGAGAGUGGGGUGACAAAGUAAGAGGGGGUGAUGGGGUGACACAGUGAGAGAGGGGUGACAUAGUAUAAGUGGAGUAUUAGGGUGAGAGGGAGGGUUUGCCAGGGCUGUAGACUGAGGCUGGCUCUCCCCCAGCAAGCCACCAGGCCCCCUCCUGUGUUGGGUCCUUGGUCAGAGACCAAGACCCCCCCCCAACAGUUCAGACUGCCCGAUAGGCAAUAAUAAUUAGCUGUUAAAGGGGCACUUCAUCAUGCAAAAAUAUCUUUAUAUUUUUGUUUAAAAAAACAACCCAUAAAGCAUCUUGCAUCAGUUAGCACAAUCCACCUACCGCUUCUAUGAACUCGCUCACGAAAAAAAAAAAAAAAAAGCAAAAAAUUACUCAUGUGUAUGUGUGGGUGUACCAGUGCAAAUUCCAGUCAACCUGGUGUACGCACUCUUUUUGGGUGACAUGCCCCCUUUAAAGACAGGUGUAUAAAAUCAAGCACCCAGCCAUGCGUCUGUAUUUACAAAGAUAUGUAAAAAAAAAAAUGGGUCAUUCUGAAGAGCUCAGUGAAUCCAAGCAUGGUACUGUGACCUUUGUAAUAAGUCAGUUUGUGAAAUGUGAUCCCUGCUAUAUAUUCCAUGGUAAAAUGUGGUCAAAUGUGGUAUUAUUGGAAAGUGGUAGCGUUUAGGAACAGUAGCAACUUUGCCACAAAGCAGAAGACCAUUUAAAGUCACAGGGUGGGAUCACUGAGUGCUGAAUGCCAAGUGUCAGAUGGAGUGGUGUAAAGCAAGCCGCCACUGGAUUUUUGAGCAGUGGAAACGUGUUCUGUAGAUUGAUGAAUCACGCUUCUCUGUUUGGCAGUCUGAUGGGUGAGUCUGGGUUUGACUGAUGCCAGGAGAUGGUUAUCUGCCUGACUUCUUUGUGGCAAGUGGUGGAGGAGGGAUAAUGGUAUAGGGCUGUUUUUCAGGGGUUGGGCUAGGCCCCUUACUUCCAGUGAAAGCUAAUUUUAAUGCUUCAGCAUACCAAGACAUUUUGAUCAAUGCUAUACUUCCAUCUUUGUGGGAACAGUUUGCAGAAGGCCAUUUUCUAUUCCAACAUGAAUGUGCCACAGUGCACAAAGCAAGGUCCAUAAAGACAUGGUUGGAUGAGUUUGGUGUGGAAGAACUUGACUGGCCCUGUCUCUGUUUUUACAUGGCCAUUGCAGUUUGACCUAGUAUGGUAAAGUAAAAGUUUGUCCAUCCACAGCUACGGAAUAAUGUACCAACUUAGUAUGAUAUAGAAGUAUGUACUCCUGCUUUACCACACCAGCUUAGACUGGAAGUACCGAGGCCUCCCGAAAGAGACUGGUAGGUAUCAAACUUUUCUUGAACAGUCUGACAGUUCUUUUGUCACCAUAACAAUUUCAGUGUGCUGUAGUUCUUAUGGUGCUUUGUGUCUCAUUAAUAACAUAUUAGGUGAAGGGCUGAAGAGAGAAGGUUAGAGAUACUGUGCUUUACUCUCCCCAGACCCUCAAUUAGUGUAUGAGUAUGAAAAGUAUGCACACAUUUUGCAGUGAUACAUUUAGGGUUACUCAUUACUUUGGAAAUAACAGUUAAUUAAAAGUGAAUUUCUUUUUAAUUCACAAUAUUUUAUUAAUACAGUGCCGUAACUACUUAAGCUCAUUGUAGUGGUCAUGGCGCAAAGUGUCUUUACGUGGCAUUGGUGAUGUAAAUAACCAUACGUGUGAUAAGACCAUAUAUAAUUAUUUGCUAAGAUAUUGCGACCAUAGCAAUAUCUUUAAAAAAAAAUGCAAAUCGAAUUUAAAUUUAUUCCUGCAGUGGUGAGAUGGCAUUUUGUAAUUUUAGCUGAUUAGUCAAUCGUGUAUUCUGUGUAAAGAGUGAAGAUCGCAAUCUGGUAUGAUGGGAGUAACUGCAUAAUCAUGAUAAUGUAGGUGGUGAAAUGUCUUCAGACUUUCUCUUUGUCUCGUCCUGCUAAUACAUCGGCAUGUUUAAGCAUAAUGUGUUAGAACAGCUUUAGCUUGAAGUGCGAGCUUUCAGCUUUAAAAAGAAACCAAAAAUCUUCCCCGGGGACAAUCCAUUUGAGCCAUGAUGUCAUGCAGUAGAAGUUUGUUUAGAGCAUUGUUAACCAAAUUGUCGUUUCUACUUGAACAUGAGAAUGUGGUUAUUAUGACUGUGGUCCCUGAGGCACGGGGACUUUGACAUUCACUGUAUUUUACAUUUAUUGUUGUUCCCAGUUUGUAGGUCCCUGGCUUACUGCCUGAAAAAUAAUUUUAUUGCAAUGAUUAAUUAAUAUAUAUAUAUAUAUAUAUAUAUAUAUAUAUUAUUUUUUUAUUUUAUUAUUUAUAUAUAUAUUUUUUCUCAGUAUGACAUUGUAGAACCUUUUUGGGUGCUGCUUGAAUUGUACAAAUAUAGCAGAGGUUAGUUCAUUCACACUGAGGGAGUAUUUCCGUGGAACCCCAGGUAGAGAGACACAUUCUGUGUCAAGGUCUGUAUUUUAUUUUAGUAGUGUAUAGAAGUAGUCUGUUAGUACUUUUAGAUCUUAUUUAACCCAGUUAUCUCUAUCAUCAUAUUGUGCUUGUUAAUGUGUAGUUCAGUGAUUCCCAUCCCAGCCUUCGAGGCACACAAACAAGAUAAAAUAUCGGAAUUUUUGGGCUGGGUACCUGUGGAUCUCCCAAGGAAUUCCCACACUAAUGGGUGGCUAUUAAGCCAUACACCUCGCCAAUCAUGUAUACACUAUUAUAUGGAGGGGUUCAGGGAAGCAGUGUUUUAAGGGUGUUUUUAGUUCAGGUCUUCAGGAUCAAAGUGGAACAAUAUGGAAAACAAGAGGACAGGAAAUUGAAUAUAGUGCAGUAUUUCAAAAUGUAUCAGUAAAUUAAAUAAAAGAAAUGCACUUAAAUAUUUUAGGAUCUUUUAAUACCUCCAAAUAUAAUAUGCCAGGGUGGCACAAUCCCUGCAUGUGAAUAUGCUUGUUGUUCUUUUGUUCUCAACUUGUUAGCAAAUAAAUGUCCUUUUAUUACUAUUUUUUAUUAAUUUUAAGAGCACUAUAUUCUGUUUAAUUUUCAUUCCAUAACGGUGAAUUCUUGCUACUACACUACUGUGCAUCCAAGCUAGAGUCCCCUAAUGCCUGGACACAUGGGCCACUUCCAUAUACACCUGUGAGUAGAAGUCACGUACUGGCCAUAAAAGUUCUUCACCAAAAGACCAGGACAACAAGCAUAUCCACAGGCAGGGGGGUUGUACAGCCCAGGCGUACAUAUUUAGAGCUGACUAAAAGCUCCUAAAAUCUUUAAGUGCAUAUGUUUUAUAUAAUUCACCAAUAAUAUUGCACUACUGCACAAUAUUUGGUUUCCUGCCCUCGUUUUCCCUAUUGUUCCUCUUUAUCUUAAAUAGAUCCAUGCCCCCCAAUACAGUAUCAAUUUACGGCCAGAGAGAGUGUGAUUUGGGGAGUUCACGCGGCCUAUUUGAACUAAACAAGCGCUAGGAAUGUAUACACUACUCCCAGGGUAUUUUCCUAUAUCACGGAAUCUUCUGCACAAUUUUAACAAUUAUAAAUAUUUGUUUAUUUCAAAUUAAUUUAAUAUGUAGUUGCUGUGCUGACAGCCAGACUGAUGGCAGGUUAAUACGAUGUCUAUCCUCAACGUCUAAUACCAUGGGAGAUUUUUUUUGGGGGGGGGAAUAAAAUGUCUAUUAUGUUGGACGUUUUUCUUUAUUUGUGCGUUUGGUUUUGUUUUUAACCAGUCUUAUUUCGAUGCAUUUAGCCCUAUUCAUGCAAAAUGUAUUAAACAAUCUAGAACCCAGCCUACAGGAUUGAUUGUAAUUUGAGGAACUACCUAUUUGCUUUGAUGUAAUUCCUGGCAAAGUCCCCACGAAAGCUGCCUUUAUUCUAAGAUACUUUGCUAGAUAACACUGUUUGUCACCUGGGAGAUAUGAGGUUGCUUUCGAAGGAUGUGUAAUUUUAUGAAAACAUGAAUCAUCUAAUUCCCACAGAGGUUUAAUCCUACAGAAAUCCGCUGGCAGAACUAAGCACAAACAAGCAGCAUAUAAGUAAUGAGUGCACAUUCAAAUCAUCAACACGGCUCUGUUGUCUUAUAGCGUUUGUGUCGAUUGGGAACUUUUUAGGAUCCUCCGGGCAGAUGUCCCCCCGUUAAUGAAUUUUAUACUUUAUGCGUUAAAAAUAUACAAACAAAUAAUACGUUAAACAGAUAAAAUAGGCAUGCUCUUUUGAAGUUUCUGAAUUUGCAGCUUCUGACUAGGAAUUGGCUGUCAUCUUUAAGCCAAUAUUAGCAUGAAUAUUUAUAUUGGUUUUGGCUGGAGUGCAGAGAAUUUUGCAAAAACUACUGCUGGCCAGCAGAGAAUAAUGAGAUGUGAAUGAAUGUAAUUCAGUUCUACAGAAGUUGUAUUCAUGAGAAGACAUAAAUGAGGCUGCUGACUAAGCUAAUACGUUUCUAUCGGCUGCUGCAUAGUUCCAUUCAUGUGUUGUUUUUUUUAAUGAAUAGAGAUACACAGGCUAUAUGUGUGAGAGACUCUGGGAUAGGUAAAGAACUGGGCAAUCGUGCCCAGAGGCUACUGUUAGAAAAACCAUGACACUGUGCUGUACUGGUGAUGCAGCAAAAAGUGCACCUUUUGAUUUAUUAAUUAAGCUAUUAAAAAUACAAAAUUAUAUGGUGGUUGCUUAGGUGGGUUAUACAUACGGGAGAAAUCGUAAAGGACCACUCUGGACACCAUAACAACUUAGUCUCAAUUAAGUAUUUAUGGUUCUGGAGGUCCUACGCACCUUAUGGAAUUAAACUAUUUUCGCUGUUGAUGUGACCUGCCCUCCUGGACACUAUGCUUCCUCGUCCAGCCUCAGCUUCAAUGUGGAGGCCUUUUAGUAGGGAACUGGUCAGCAGAUAUUCUCAGAAUAUCUCUGGCCUGCCAUUUAGGAAAACAUUUUUUUUUUAAAUAGUACAUACCUUUCUAAAGGAUGUUCUCGGUGGAAUACCAGUAAUCUAGGACCUUUGAACUAUUAUACAUUGCUUGAGAUACACUCAGACUGGGCAUUUAUCAAAAACGACCCAAUUUCUGCACAUGUUCAGCUGCUUUCAGCAUCUUAUCCAGACAGCCGUCAUUCAUUAUCAGUGGAAGAAGGAGAUGGGAAAUGAUAGCACUGCAAUACUGUAGAGUGUAUGUUUAUCAAUCAUAGUGGAAAUUUGUAAGAUAACCAUUCCAAACAGAAAAUGAAUGGCAGUUGUUUACUUUUGCGGAGCCGAGUGCCCUUAUGGACAAGGUACUGCUGCAUCCAUCAGUCCAUGAAUUUCAAUUGUACAGCACUGUAGUAAUAAUUACAAAGAAUUAUUAUUUUGAUAUUGAUCAAAUUUGGGGCUUUGGGGGUGUAGAAGCUUUUGUUUGAGAACCCCUUCCUUGAACAAUAGCUGUUGCAUGAGUGAUGGCUGUGCUGUUAUAAGCAGGGUUUAUGCAACACACGAGCCACUGAAUUGUAAUGCGUGGCCUGUGAUAUUGCAAUGAGCAGUUCUUCCCAUAGAUAACACGUUAUCUCUAUCUGACCAUAUUUACUUUGCAAUAAGAAAAACAAUAUUGCUGAUAUAGAUGAGUUGUGUUUGAGCCACUGAUGGAGAAUUAAUAAGAUUAUUUAUUUAAGUUAGGUGCAACUAGAUAUAUAGACAUUUAACAGUCUUUUGAAAAUUUCUAUGACUCAUUCAAAGAGCAGAUCCUUUUAUAAACCUUUCUCAAUGCACCUGUAACCUCCUAAGGUUGCUACCUUGUGUAAACAUAAUUCUAGAAUGCAUGGGCCAGGGCUGACCGUAUAAUCCUAGAAUAGCCUUAUUAUCUCUGCGCUGUCACCUAGCUAUAGUCUGUUUAUUUAAGAACCAAUCCCAACACAAGUGAUUUGCUAAUUCUUGUUUGCCUAAAAGGGACGUCCUCGUUAAAGCCAUUCACAGGGCCAUCUUUAAAGGGAACUCUCACCAAAGCUACGUGGCACAGUUUGACUGGGUUAUUUACUAAAGUGACAAUUCAAAGUAAAUUUUUUUAAAUAGCCAAAGUGGGGAAAUGCUCUUAGUCGGUAGUGCUUUCAGUUCAGCUGUUUUGGCUUUAAAUUCACUUUGAAUUCCCACAUUACCAUGGAUUAUGCCUGUUAACAUUCGCAGUCAUUUAAAACACACCUGUGACCUGAUAUUUUCAGUACAAGCUGAUCUGCAGUAAGAGCCUCGACAUUAGCUUCUAGUUGUGUUUUUUUUUUUUUUUUAAUUACUUGAAAAUUUAGCAAUUUAUAUUAAUGUUUUUUUAAAUGCUGUUUCCUUAUUUACCUUUUUUUUUAUUAUUUAAAAUCAUGUUGAAAUAAGGACUACUUUAUGGUUAAAGCUCGCUGUCACUUUUUAGUAUUUUUCAAGACAGUAUCAAGACAGUAUCUAUGUGAAAAACUCUUAAAAGAACACUCUAGUGUGGAGUCCUCCAAUCGAAUCCUGUUGAUCUAUAUAAAAGCUAGUACUUACCUUACCGCUUCCCAUCAGCGAGAGGGUCUUGUUUCAGCUACAUCCCACCUCUGGGAGAUCAUUGGUAGCAUUUGCAACGCUUAUCAUGAAGAGGAACAGCUAUGAAGAAAAAAUUCACAUCUGCUUGUCCGAGGGCUGAUUUACUAGCCGGGAUGGUGACAUUUUAAGAUCUUUAUAAAAGUUUUGAUUUAUCAUGAAAUCAGCACUUUAAUCAAGUAAGACAGAAGAUAUGCUGUAUUAACCCCUAAAGUACUUUAUGGCUUGGACUAUGUGACUAUGUUUUUCUGGCUGGGGAGAUCUACGAAAUGAGCGCGGGGCGCUUACUGCCUCGGGCCCUCGAUCCAUGACUGAUCUGCCCGAGUGGUAAGGACGACCCUGAAUGGUGCUGAGGGCUGGUAAAUGCACCUCCAUUAAAAAAAAGCUGACUUUCUGAUUACAGAAUAAGACACAUUAAUCUCUGGAUACUAUGUUAUAAUACUACCAGAUGGCAUACCUUCCAGUAGUCCUGGAUUUGGCAGUUCAGUCCUGAGUUUGUCUCCCUGCACUGCUGUAUAAAUCAGUGCAUCAUUAGACACAAUCUGAGCUCAUGGCAUUCUGUCUGUGCAUGGGUUAAACUGAUUGGGGCUUGCCAACACAGUGUUUCUCUUAUUCGCAGCUAUUCUGGCUUGCAUUGAGACGCACAGAAUCAUACCAGUGUUGUAAAAUAUAAAAUAAUCCACAGAUCUUCAUCAGCAAAACUGUGGCUCACUGGCUGUGACCCACUGGCUGUCUGCCUAUCAUUUUUAAAAUGGAAUCUAUAGUGUCAGAAAAACAAAGUUGAAGGAAGGGUGCUAUAGUGCCACCCUCCCUUCCCGUGAUACCGACGGGAUUAAAAACCACUUCUGUCACUUACCUGGGCCCAAUGCUGAUGUCCAUUGGCGCAGUUUGGACUCCGCCUCCGCUCCUACCUUGUGACAUCAGUCGGCAGGGGAGACCUAAUGUGCGUGCGCUGCAAUAACCUAGCUCGCAUUAGGACUUCCCACAUAGGAACAAUGCUUUCCUAUGGGGUUUCAGGUGAUGCUGGUUUAGAAAGCCACUAGAGGUGGAGUUAACCUGUAUAGUAAUUAUUGCAUAGAAAUAUAGAAUGUGACAGCAGAUAAGAACCAUUCGGCCCAUCUAGUCUGCACAAUUUUCUAAAUACUUUCAUUAGUCCCUGGCCCAGUGGCGUACACAUGACCCAUGGGGCCCGGUGCGAAAAUUGAUCCGUGGCCCCCCCCGCGCGCUUACUCUGCGCGGGUCAGGGCGCAACACAUGGCGGCGGGCACCUGGUCGCAGGGGUUGCAGGGCUGCGACCCCGCGACCGCGGUAUGCACACACACUUAAAGGACCACUGCAGACACCCAGAUCACAUCAGCUCAAUGAAGUGGUCUGGGUGCCAGGUCCCUCUAGUUUUAACCCUGCAGCUGAAAACAUAGCUGUUUCAGAGAAAUGGCUAUGUUUCACUGAGGGUUAAUCCAGCCUCUGGUGGCUGUCUCAUUGACAGCCACUAGAGGAGCUUCCGCGAUUCUCACUGUGAAAAUCACAGUGAGAAGACACUGAACAUCCAUAGGAAAGCAUUGAGUAAUGCUUUCCUAUGGGCAGUUUAAAUGCGCGCGCGCCUCUUGCCGCGCAUGUGCAUUCGGAGCUGAGAGGCGGAGGGAUCCCCAGCGCCAAGCGAGUCCAGCGCUGGAGAAAGGUAAAUGCUGAAGACACACACACACACAAGCUAACAGACACACACAUUUACUGACAGAGACACACUCAGCGACAGACAUACAUACACACACACUCACUUACAAAACAUACACUUUCACUGACAAACACACACUGUCUAACAGACAUCAAACACACUCAGUAACAGACACUCACUGACACUCACUAGCAGACACACACCCAAUAACAGACUCUAACACACUAACACACACACACUAACACACAAACACACUAACACACACACACAUUUUUUUUUAAAUUUAAUCCCCCAGCCUCCUUACCUUUUGGAGAGCUGAGGGGAUUCCCUGGGGUCCAGUGGUGCUGCUGGUCUGCUGGGCGGGCUGUCUGGGUGGCCGGUGCGUGCUUCCUCUUCCCUGGCUGAGUGCUUCCUCUUCAGUUCCCUCGCGCGCCGGAAGAUGACGUCAUCUUCCGGUUCCGGUAUCAGUGGGGUGCGCGAGGGAGCUGAAGAGGAAGCACUCAGCCAGGGAGAGUGCUCCCUCGUGCGCCGGCCACCCAGACAGCCCGCCCGCCGGGGUCAGCAGGGCCAGCCUCGGAGGGCCCUGAGGUGGCCGCCUCCUGGGCCCCCUAGAAGAAGAGGCUGGCCCUGUGGGUACAUACCGGGUCGCAGGGGCGGCCGGGCCCCCUGGUGGGCCGGGCCGGUCGCAGCCGCGACCCCUGCGACCCUGGUAUGUACGCCACUGCCCUGGCCUUAUCUUAUAGUUAGGAUAGCCUUAUGCAUAUCCCACGCAUGCUUAAACUCCUUUACUGUGUUAACCUCCACCACUUCAGCUGGAAGGCUAUUCCAUGCAUCCACUACCCUCUCAAUAAAGUAAUACUUCCAGAUAUUAUUUUUAAACCUUUGCCCUUCUAAUUUAAGACUAUGUCCUCUUGUUGUGGUAGUUUUUCUUCUUUUAAAUAUACUCUCCUCCUUUACUGUUUUUUUUUGCCUUUUAUGUAUUUAAAUGUUUCUAUCAUAUCCCCCCUGUCUCGUCUUUCCUCCAAGCUAUACAUGUUAAGUUCCUUUAAGUUUAGAAGCCCUUCUCUGAACUCUCUCUAAAGUAUCAAUAUCCUUCUGGAGAUACGGUCUCCAAUACUGUGUACAAUACUCCAAGUGAGCUCUCACCAGUGUUCUGUACAAUGGCAUGAGCACUUCUCUCUUUCUACUGCUAAUACCUCUCCCUAUACAACCAAGUAUUCUGCUUGCAGUUUCUUAAUUACUAUUGCAGGGAUAAAGGACCUGGGAAUAGGCGCCCAGACCACUUCAGUGAGCUGAUGUGGUUUGGGUGCCUAUAGUGUCCCUUUAUUAAAUGAAAAUAAUGUGUUGCAGAACGCAGAACCAUAAAUCUGCCUUCUUAGCCACGCCCCCUUAUUUCAGAAAAAGACUUCCUUAUCGGUGUAUGUACACUACCCAGCCACUGACUCUGCUUAGACUGCUAGAAGCAAAGCAGACUACAUUAGAAGGAGAUAACACCCAGGCAGAUGUAAGGCAUAAUAAGCAUAUCACUACAUGUCUCUUAGCAAUAAGGAGGCAUGGCUAUGAUGCAAGACAUUUUUUAUUUUUUUUUGCAAAAACAGAGAUUUGCACAUAUUUCAGUUGUUGGUCCUUAAAGUGUCUGUUUUAGUAUUUCGUUGAAAAGUUAAUUUGAGAAAGUCUGCAUUUUACACAUUAACACGACUUCCGGAGUAUGCAGAAGAUUUAAUUCAGUGUCAAGGACCUGUGUUUUUUUUGGUGACUAAAAAUAUAUCCUUAUUCACUUUCUCCAUGCAAAUAAACUUCCCUUUUAUGAACGUAAUAAUUAUUCCCCAGACCGCAUGCAAAGUACAUAACAGCCUGAUGAAAAGGAGCAGUACACAAAGCAAAUCUCAUUUUCAUAUUCUUUGACGUAGUAAACUGCAUGAACAUACAGCUCCGUGCCUUGCAUGAGAAUUUACCUCCUCCCAACCCCCUCUGUUUUACUUUCCUUCAUUUGUUGGGUUACAAUAUGGAAUUAUAAAGCAGAUACAAAAAUAUAAGUCGAGGUCCUUUGUGCGGAAACAGUCUUUUUGAUAAAACUUAAAAUGGCUGCAACUAUCAAUAUAUUAACAUGAAGCAUACUUAAAAAAGAGAAUACAUGCAAGAAAUAAUGUAUGUAAAAAAAAUACAAUGGUAAAGUAGUACUUUAACCCCUGAAGGACACAUGACAUGUGUGACAUGUCAUGAUUCCUUUUUAUUCCAGAAGUUUGGUCCUUAAGGGGUUAAAGGCUUACUCCACGCACCACGACCACUUUAGAGAUUUGAAGUGGUCAUGGUGCCUGGAGUCUGUACGUGUAGUGUUUCACUAUGAAACACUGUACAUACAGAGUUUAUUUCUUUGAAGUUUGAAGGGUCAAGGACCAGGAUAGGAAGGGUUAUUUUAACCAAAACCACCCCAGAACUGACAAUAGGGAAGUGUAGAAUUGGACAGCAAAAUUAAAUAAAAUUCUCACUACUUUUCGUUCUCAUUUUGUUUUUGGUUUCUUCUAUAAGCCUUCUGGAAAUAUUUGUACAUAGUCUAAUAUAUCAAUUUCUCCUAUAACUUUCUUGUCGCCUGUUAUUCAUAAAGACCAUCAAUGUGUAGCAUUUGAUUGUCAGUAGACCAAAAUAACUUUUCUCCCACUACAAGUAGGGAUUCCAUUAGCUUCUUUUAAGUUAGCAUUGACCUACUGGUUGCUUCUCUGACGAGUGCCCUCUUCAUGUGGUCCCUGAAUUUUGGUGUAUGGGUCUCCUCUCACUUAUGUUAGAACUUUAUCUUGGACUUAUUUUAGGGUGGACACAUACAAUGUAUGCUAUCAAGACCCAUCAUAGUCUAUGUGUAAAUCUCUUUGUUAAAAUAUCUUUGCUACUUUCCAAUUGUUUGUCAAAAGUUUGUUGACAUUAAAAUCUUUAUUAAAUCUGUUUUUAAUUCUAAUUUGAUGCCCAAUAAAUGAGGAAUUAUUUAAAGGAACGCUAUAGCGUUAGGAAAAGAAACAUGUAUUCCUAAUGCUACUUGUACUCCACCCCCUUGCCCAUGAGUUAUUGAAGCUAAGUUUCAUUUGUCUCUCCCCCUCCCCUCACCGUGGUGUUUUCACCACGGUUGCUCCGCUUCCCUUAAUGAGAUCAUCAAUCCAAUGCUUCCACCCAUCCAUGGUAUAGCAAAUUGCCAUGCUACGCCAAGCACAUGCUGCUUUGGGAGGAGAGCACCUCUAGUUUAUGUGCCUUCCAAACCACUUUAUUGAGGUCUGAGUCCUUUAAAAUGUGCCUGUCCUGCUUAUGCAAGACAUAAAAUGUCUAGUAAUGGUGACUAGUAAUACAUAAAAUGUUAUCAUAGGGGACAGUGUGGGGAUGUAGGAACUGCAGGUGCUGAUAUAACUAGACUUUUUUUUUUAUAAUAAAGUUUUUGUACACAAUGAUUGUAUCUGUAACAUUAAGAUUUCAACAUCAACAGAAAAAAGUGUUAUAAUUUUUUUCUAAUACAUUGUAAUUACCGUUAUGGUUAAAAUUUGCGUCUCCCAUCUGUUUAUACAUACUUUUAAAAAACUUUUCGUUGAUAGUUAUACAUCUUAUUGGUCGAACAUGUGAACGUCUAAUAUUCUUUAAUUACUUUGUUUAUUUGUGGUUACUUCUCCCAAAUCUCUUUCUGUCCCUCCCAAGUAGUGUGACCAUGGCUUCCAUAGUUGGACGAAGGUUAAGUAGUUAACUGUUAUCUGUUUAAUAUUUUCUACCCUGUUAGCCCAUUCCCUAUCCGAGGGUUUUUUUUUUUUGUCUGUUUCCAGUAAACUGGAAUGAGGUGAUUUGCUGUCAUCAGCAGUUGGGAUGUCAGAUAGUUUUCUUUUUUGUUUAGGUUGUGGAAGGGCAACAUGAAUAAGAUAAAUUCAGGUGAGAAGGAUAACUGUUUAUGCAUAAUGGUCUGUAUGAGUUUAUGUAUGCGAAUCCAGCAUUUUUUUAUUUCAGGGCAUUGCCACCAAAUGUGUGUCGGAUUCGCCUCCCCCUGCCCACAUCUCCGACAAACAUUUUGUGUUCCUGGGAACAUUUGACUAAUUCUAGAAGGAGUAUAAUGCCACCGGGUCAGCCGUUUAUAAUUGCUUUCUUGGUUGGUGACUAGACUUUUUGGUGUUAUUUGAAUUGCUAUUGCCUAUAAUAUGUUGCGACUCGUUGAGUAGCCAUUCUAUUAAUAAAUUCACAAGUGAUUACAAACUCUUAAAACAAUCUUUUAAUAACGUUUUUCUUUUCUCCCUUUAUAGAGCUGGAUUCCACGGCUUUUUAAAAAGAAAACAUGUACCACUUUUAUAGAAGACACUUCUCGUGGCAGGUGAGGGGUUAAACAAACACUAAGCAACUUUCUACGGUUGGCAUCAAUCAUCUUAUAGUUCCUGGUUUAUUGUAUACCUUUCAGUUAGUUUCUUGCAUGGUUUGUAAAACUCCUUGGUUACUAAAUCCACUCUUAGAGUGCCUGUGAUUAUGUUCAGUACUAAGUAUAUGCGUCUACAAUUUAACUGUAGGCUUACCAAUAAAAUACAUUUUAAAACGUAAAAAUAAAUUAUUAGAUUGAAAAAUAAAAUGGGUUUCUAGCCUCAUUUAGGCACUCAGCGGGCUUUACGUGGGCUGUGGGCCAUCAGUUGGGCAGAACUUUGCUAGAUGGAAGAGUUGCAACCAAUUGCUAGUUCCACCAUUGAAGUUAUCAUCUCAUCGAGACAAGACUUUUCCAACAUUGCAUGUUUGCCAAUUAGUGUCUCAGUCAUUUCAAAAGAUCCCUCUAAUUAAAUUUCUUGAAAAUCUACCCUGAAGAGCAUCAUUAAGGCACGAAGUUGAGAACCUUUCUAUGUAAUCUGGAGCUGUAAACCUAUAGCUAUAACUUCAUGAUAAUUGCUGACUUACGUGUAUGUUAAAAAUGGUUUAGAAACUCAAUAUCUAUUUCAUCCUUUGUUAUAGGCACGCAACUGUCUCUAACAAAAUCUCUAAAAGGAUUAAUGAAAGUUCAGAGUAGGGAUAUGUGCCACACUACAUUUAGAAGGGCUUGUAAAAUGAUGUCACAACCCCUGUGCUUAGGUCAUCACACUUAUAUCAUGUCCUGCCAAUGCAUAAGUGCUUUCUAGGCAUGGUUUUGGCACGUGGCACUGCGAGACCUGGACCGACCUUUUGUUUUCAUAACAAAAUUUUUUACCAAUUUUAGAUAUUGUGUCUAAUGAGAGCAACCCCAAACCUUCCUGCCUGUGCCACUGAUUAUAAGUGCAUUGUCCGCACUCCAGAUUUGUAAUGCCAUAAUUUAGAGAUGUGCUGUUAAUGACCUAGUGAAAUAAAUCAUCAAAAUAUAAUAAUUAUUUAAAAUUACAACAAUGAGUAUUUUACUCAAUCGGGAUUAUUCAACAAAGUGGAGCCCCAUGUAGCCGAAGCGCAGCUUAGCGAAAAAAGGUCCUUGACAGGGGUUAGGAGGCGGGCUUAGGAGGAAGCGGCUAGGACUGGUGGGUUGUGGGAAAAGGGGUUUGACUAUUUAAAUUGGUAGCCAUUUUAGAAUGAGCACUUUUAAUCUCCUACCUGGUGGAGUUUGUCCCACCCACCCUCCCUAAGAUUUGGUUUUAAAUGGGGGUUAUCCCGUUUUAUCACAGCGGUGGGAUAGGGAGCUGAGGAAGAGGAAAUAGGCUUCCCAUGAAGAACGUGAUGAACAUGGAAAAUUGUGGUCACUAGUGGUUGGUAGGUUUCGAGUCCUGGAGGUGGCUCAAAACCUGGUGGGGUAGGGGUAUCUGGGUAUACCCCUGCUCUGGUUACUUAUGGUUGGCACUUAAAUUUGUUCAUGUUGGAGUAAGGUUGAAAAUUGUUAUAUAUAUAUAUAUAUAUAUGUGUGUGUUAGUUAUGUUGGAGUCAUUGCUUUUUAUAUUAAAAAAAGGAUACGGAUGCGAGGGUGAGUAUGGGGGCAAUGACCCAUGUUUAUAUGUUAAAUUAUUAUCAUUAUUAUGAUUGGUAUUAUCAUUAUUAUAUUUGUUUAAUAAAAACUGUGGACAAUAUGACCCAUAUACCCUAGUGUCAAUGUGUUAUUGGGAUAGGUAUGUGGGGGGUUUUUGUCCAAGGUUCCGACUGCCCAUAUGGCGACUAUACACCAGUCAUGUGAAUUGUUUGUUAUUCGAAAUAAAUUCACAGAGAAUUUCAAAUGUCAGUUCAAAAUGGGCCAGCGGAAAAUAAAAUUAUAUUUUAUUGUGGCUUAAAAUUUUAAAUCACAUUUGAAUUUGCUUUGAAUUUCCAACCAUUAGCACUCUAUUGAAAAAAAAAAAACUGAAAGGAUUUUUGGCACCAGAGGUUCUCUUCAAAGUUAGAAAUGUUUUAAAUCUAUUUAUUGUUACUAGUUCUUUCUUAAUGAUGUCCAUGUUAUAAUACGCAGCACCGCACAACUGUGCCAGUGUGGCAACCCCAAGCAAAACCAUGUUUCCGUCGCAAUGGAAGAUAAUUUCGGGGCAGCCAUCGUCAGCAAAUGGAACUCAGCAGAACAUACUACAGAGGAGCCCACGGAUGCCUAUGGAGAUAUCGAGUUUGUCGGGGCUGGGAAGAAACACAGUAAGGUAAGAUGAUAGAUUUAUCAUAUAGAUUUAUAAGGCUAACAAAUAAUAACACUUUUGUUUUGUCACACCUAUUGUGAGUUCUUCAAUGCAAAAUCUAAGUCCGUUGAGUAAAUGAUAAUGAACAAAACCUACGAUGACUAUCCCUUCUGUUUACAAAUGUACGUGUUAAUUUUCCAUUUAAUUACAUAAAUACAAGUAUUUACAUAGAGUGAAAUCACAUUAUAUAAAUAGACUAUUUUAAUAUGCAAUGCAACAUGUACAGUCUGUAAGGUCACGUUACUGAACCAAUUAAUAAAAGAGGCAAAUUAAGAUGGGAAGAUAAUUAUGAAGAACAGAGCAGACGUCCCAACAUGCAAAAGCUAAUUUCAGGGAGUUAGCUUCACCAGCAACUGCACAUCCCGUACGCGCACCCCCAAUACAUACUCGGAUACACACUGACAUACAGAUAUACACACACACACUCAAACACACACAGAUACACAGACUGGUAUAUGCACACACUUAGAUACACUCACUGGCACAUACACACACUUAGAAACAUAUAGAUACUCACAUUGGCACAUACACACUCACUCAGAUACACACUGACAUACAGAUACACAGACUGGUAUAUACACACACUUAGAUAUACACACACUUAGAUACAUAUAGAUACACUCACUGGCACAUACACACACUCAGAUACACAUUGACACACUCAGAUACACACACUCAGAUACACACUGACAUACAGAUACACACACACACACACACACACACACAAACUCACAAACAUACAGAUAUAUACACUGGUACAUACACACAUUUAGAUACACUGACUGGUACAUACAAACACUUAGAUACAUACAGAUACACACACUGGCACACACUCACAUACAGUGUCUUGGCUGAAGCUGAUGGGUGUGAGCAUAUAGCUGCUUCCCCACAGCCUUUCCUUGCCUCCAUGCUGCCUGUGUGCUCCAGCCUCCUCCUCCCUCUUGCUGGCUGUCUUCUUAGCUGGGACGAAGUGACAGGCUGUUUAUCACUUUCUUCCAGCCAGCAGAUACUGCAGGGGCCUGGUCAGGCUCUUAACGGGCCGGGCAACCGACCGGGCCAUUGUUUAGAAGUAAAAUUCAUUGAGUGGGUAAUUUUAAUAUAUGCUAAAUGCCAUUUAAUUUAUUAAGGGUAUUUAGCAUAUAUAAUAGCCUGGAAAUCACACACAAUCUGAUAUAUAGAGUAUGCCAGAUUGUGUGUUAUUUCCAGGACAUUGUAUGAGACAUGAGGGUGUCAGGGAGACACACUACACAUAAGGGAGUCUCCUGGAGACUUGGGAUGUCUGACAAAGGGUCAGAUAGAGAGAAAAAGAUGGCCUGCACUGCGCAAUAGGAGGACAGACAAACGGCCGGCAGUUAUCAACAUAUUCUGGCCAUGGAGUCCAGACCGACUUAAAAGGUCUAAUCAUAACCACCAGGUUGUAAAUGUAAAAGGCUACCCUACAGUCUAGUAAGUUAGGAUUAGAAUGUCAGGUAACAUUAUGGGAUCUUUCCGAUGCCUUUUAGAAGAGUUAAAAUGUUAAUGAGUUUCAGGGUCAUGUAGGAAGUUUACAGCCGGGCAGUCAGAUGUGAUAAAGGGACCAAAUGCAUUAUCUGCACAGAACAAAGCAGACUUUGGUUUCCUGGGGAUAUUGCAACAAAUGUUUAAAAGUCUGAUUUUUAGCAGUAGACUUUCAUCUGCAGAAUUUUCUAAAACACGGACGUUGGUGUAAUUGUACGAUGCACCAGCAUCAGAUAAAGUAAAGAAAAAAAAAAAAGUUUAUACCAGUCGGUGUAGUUUACCAGAACUUGAGCCGAUGCAAACGUAAGAAUGGUGCGCAGAGAGAUAGCUCGCAGGAACAAAAAUACAAGAUCAGUUUCUCAGGACAAGUUUGUAUAUUGUGAUGGACAGAAAGCAGUAAGUACAGAAUAUGAUUAAUGCUCAUGAUUACAAAUUAAUAACAAAACAAAACUAAAGCGACUAUAUAUAUAUAGGUUAUUCCUUUUCGUGUGUUUUUAACAGAAUGCCACUAUAUUCAGCUCUGGAAGAAUGCAGCCUCAGGGCAGUAAAAUGAAUGGCACAUUUCCUGCUUCAGCUUUGUAAGAGGUGACCUGGGGUUCUCUAGGCUGCAAUGUUGCUUUUGGCCUCAUCUCAAUUAAUGUAAAUCUGUAUCUGCUAAAACAACUAAACUAAAAUAUAUCCAAAUUGGAAAAUUUCUCCACCUGUAUUUAAGAUUUUCUAAAAUUUUGAAUUCACAUUUAAUUUACUUUCAGUUUCUGACAAUUCACAUUUAAGAAUUAUUGGUAUUUUAAAUUAUACUCCUACCAGAUGUGCAGAAAGUUUUGUAACUGCUGUCUUGAUUAGAACAUGAGAGCGAUAUGUAUCCCAUGUAUCACAGUGAAAACACCAAAGAAACCGUUCGUAAGGCUUGCUUAAAGGGAAACUAUAGGCUAGGAAUACAACAUUGUAUUCCUAGCACUAUGGUGCCCCCUUCGCUCAGACGCUCCCCCUGCAGCACAGAAGGGAUAAAAAUACCUUCUGUCGCUUACCUGAAUCUAGUGCCGAAGUCCCCCGGAGCAUGGUGAGGCCGAACUUGGGGACUUAAUGCUCAUGCGCUGUGAUAGCCGCAAUCGCAUUAGGACAACCACAAAGGAAGGCAUUGAACUAAUGCUGGAUGUCCAGAAGCUGCCUAGCGACCAGGGAGUGCCUCUUGUGGCUGUCUGGUAGACAGCCACUAGUAGUUGAGUUAACCCUGCAAUAAUUACAAUUGCAGGGUUUAAUGAGCUGAAGUGGUCUGGGUGCCCAUAGUGUCCCUUUAAGUGUAAGUAACAAACUGAAUACUAUGUAUAAGUGAUGAGCUGGUAUGUUUAGGAAGGAAAUCCCCAAAAUUAAAGCAGAAUGACAAAAUAUCUGUCUGUGGCUAUUUCUCAAUAUAUGUGACAUUGGUAUAAUACAAUGAAUAAUUGGUAUUUAAAAGGGGAUAGCAAGGAACUAUACACCCUUAUUUGAGGUCAAUGAUCCCCUGGCUGCUCACCUUCACGUUUUAUUUUGCAACACUUUACACUGAACAAUAAUGGCACCUUGUUACUCAGUAUGGAGUCCCUUUGUACUGAAUUUAAACUUAAAGGACCACUAUAGGCACCCAGACCACUUCAGCUUAAUCUGGGUGUCAGGUCCAGAUAGGUUUAACCCUGCCUGCUGUAAACAUAGCAGUUUCAGAGAAACUGCUAUGUUUACUUAUGGGUUAAUCCAGCCUCUAGUGGCUGUCUCAUUGACAGCCGCUAGAGGCGCUUCCUAUGCUUUCCUAGAGACAGGCUGAAUGCGCGCGUGGCUCUUGCCGUGCAUGCGCAUUCAGCCAGGGACAUCAGAAGAGGGAGGAGAGUCCCAGCACCGAGGGAGCCCGGCGCUGGAAAAAAGGUAAGGGAUUAACUCCUUCCUCCCCCCUCAGCGCCACGGUAGUCGGACCCUGAGGGUGGGGGCACCCUCAGGGCACUAUAGUGCCAGGAAAACGAGUAUGUUUUCCUGGCACUAUAGUGGUCCUUUAAAAAGCACAACCGUUGAUGCUUUAACCUUCUGUUUAUCUUAGUAAAACAAUCCCUUUAGCUAUGACUUUUCUUGUAGCCUUUAUUGGUUUUGGCUGAUAUUUUAAUCAUUACAUAUAUUUUUUUGGCUUUUAUUUCUGCACUCCUUGGAUUGCGAGGCUCAUUGUCGUUUCAUAAUUGUCCUGAACUCCAAAUUGUGGCCAAGUUUCCAGUAUUUAACUCCUUAGAUAAGAACAUUAAUUCCACUUGAUUUUUUUUUUUUUUUUUAAACACUUCUUUGGAACAGCAAAUACAUUGUUCUUGUAAAUAUUAAUCUAUAUUGUAUUAUGGAAAUAACACUGUAUCGAAUACAUAGUGAGAGCGUGCUUGUGUUUUUUUUCACUUUGUAAGUGAAACAAUAUUCUAUUCAGUAAUCAUCAUAAAACGGUUCCUGUAGGCACUUCAUAUGAACUGUUUAAUAAUUGUCAAUAAAUUAAGUUAACCCACCCAUAAUUCUUCAGAAGGCACAAUACCUGUAGUUUGUGUUUUUGUUUUUAAAAACAUUCAGUUCGGCAAUUUCAACAAUCAAAAGUUCAGCAAUUUCUCACAAUGUAGGUAUUUUAAGUACCGUAUUUUUCCGUGUAUAAGACACCCCCAUGUAUAAGAUGACCCCUAUUUGUUCAACCCAAAAUGAAGAAAUACAUAUUUUAAACAUCUAUAGCACUUUAGUCCAGUUUGGCUGAUCAGUAUCCCCCACCAGUCCUGAUCCAUCUCACACUCCGGUAGGCCGAUACCCGAGGUCCGGACAUUGGUUCCCUAGACCCCCAUUCUGCUGUUGGCGGCAACAAUGCCCUCUGCCCACAAUACCCUACGGGGGAUGUCCGGGCAAGGCCUUAUACUGCGGCGUCUAUCUGUAGUCCGGAGCCAUGAGGUCUUGGCAUAGUCCAGAGUGAUGUGAGGAAACAUGCGGUUGCGCAAGAUCUCCCAGACUCGCACACAGAAAAUCGAUCAAUUUCAUAGAGAAGCGGCUCCUCCGCUUCAAGUAUGUCAGCAGGCCGCAGCGGUGUACAACACAGCCUAUGCCCGCAGGAACCUGGCAAUAGAGAACCCAAUAUUUCGCUAAGUGUUCUGUCAGGGAGUAGCCAGGUUUUGUGCCCAAAUUGUGCUCAGUAAGUACCUUAAGUAUUUGGCUUAAUAAUUAGAUUUUUGGAAAGAGCUUCAGCCAAAUGCGACUAGCUUGGUUGGCUGCCAGGCCUCGCGCACAAGUGUUUUUUGUUUUUUUUAACCCCUGCAUUGGCAUUCCGUGUACAAGAUUACCCCCAAUUUUAGACUAAAAAAAAUUAGAAAAAAAAACAGUCUUAUACAUGGAAAAAUACAGUAAUUUUUCUUUCCUUUGCAAUGGCUUUUCUUCCUUCUAUCUCUCCUCUUUCGUUAAAGGAGCAAUAUAGGGUCAGGAACACUAACAUGUAUUCCUGACCCUAUAGGGUUGAAACUGCCAUUUAUCCCCCCUGUCCCACUCAUGCCUCCCCCUAAAUAGUAAAAUCUUACUUGUAUUCAAGUCUAGAGUUGCAGGCUUUGUCCCUGUUUCCUGUAGACAUGCCCGCUGACAUUAGCAGAAGUGGUAGCCUGAUCCAAUCACAAUGCUUCCCCAUAGGAUUGGCUGAGACUGACAAGGGGGCAGAUCAGGGGCAGAGCCAGCACAUUUCAAACACAGACGUGGCCAAUCAGCAUCUCCUCACAGAGAUGAAUCGAAUCAAUGAAUCUCUAUAAGGAAAGUUCAGUGUCUGCAUGCAGAGGGUGGAGACACUGAUAGUUUGGAUGCAUUUUAGGCAGCCAUGACCCAGGAAGGAUCUCUAGCAGCCAUCUGAGGAGUGGCCAGUGAAGUUAUCACUAGGCUGUAAUGUAAACACUGCAUUUUCUCUGAAAAGACAGUGUUUACAGCAAAAAGCCUGAAGGUAAUGAUUCUACUCACCAGAACAAAUUCAAUAAGCUGUAAUUGUUCUGGUGACUAUAGUGUCCCUUUAAGGUAUUUCAUAGCCACCUUCUGUUAAAAAUAGCAUUGUAACUAUCUUGUUGUUGUGCCUAUGGCCAGGGCCGGAUUAACAUAGGGGCUGAUGGAGCUGCAGCUCCAGGCCCAGGCCCAGGCCCAUGGAAUAGGCCCAUUGAUUUAAAAAAAAGUAUACACACUAUCUACUACACUACUACUUAUGGUUUCCACCUGGCUUGUAUUUUAUUGGCACAGCCAGUAUUUGAGGCUGCCUGGCCAAUGCUGAUAUUCUGUAAUUAGGCCCAUCCUAAUUGUCAGCACCAGGCCCACUGGGCUGUUAUUCUGGCCCUGCCUAUGGCAUCUACGAUGAAUAAGAAAAUCUCAGGCACUCACUGCGAUUGCUUCCAGGCAGAUUUAUUGCAACGUUUCGACCUGUUAAGGACUUUAUCAGCUUAUCAAGCUGAUAAAGACCUUAACAGGUUGAAAGGUUGCCACAAAUCUGCCUAGAAGCAAUCGCAGUGAGUGCCUGAGAUUUUCUUAUUCAUCGUAGAUGCCAUAGGCAGGGCCAGAUUAACAGCCUAGUGGGCCUGGUGCUGACAAUUAGGAUGGGCCUAAUUACAGAAUCUUAUCGACCAAAAACACUCCCAAGCGUCAUGUAUAUGAUUUAUCAAGCUGAUAAAGACCUUAACAGGUCGAAACGUUGCAAUAAAUCUGCCUGGAAGCAAUCGCAGUGAGUGCCUGAGAUUUUCUUAUUCAUAUAUAUUUCUUGAGAUUUGCUGACCCAUGCUCAGUAGCACCCUGGGUUGAAACAUUGUGGCCGAGUGCGACCCUACUCCUUUUUUUCUAUAUGGCAUCUACGAUGUCUGAUAAUAAAAAACUUUUUUUUUUUUUUUUUAAAAGACGUUCAAGUACGGUGUUUCUCAAGUUAUGUUAUCAUCAAAGUGGUUAAAAAUAUCAAAAAAUAUUUCUGUGAAUUGUCAGAUAAACUAGUUAAAUAAGUUUAAGCCAAGGGGCUGGCUGCACUCACCUGAACCUAAAUGGGGUGCUGCUGGGGGCCAAUAAGUACAGUGAAAAUGAAAAUCCAGCGCCCUCCCUUAUCUACUAAACAGCUACUUUGGUGCACUGCUGACAGAUUUUGCUAGUUUUAUUAAAAAUACCUAAUCUAAACCUAAACUUAAAUAAGUUUAAGCCAUCACGAUACAGUAGAAAAAUUUCAAAGAGUACCUGUCACAUGAAAGACUCUGACUUUUUUUUUAGCCCAGCACUAAAAAGAAGCAUUUAAUUGUGGUAUUAUGUAUAUUUUUUUAAAAUUAAAUUUAAGUUAAAGUUUGCCACAAAGUAAUAAAUAAUUUAGAAAUGUAUGCUCAUGCCAUGUAAUUUGUCACAUGCUUGUAAGUUUGUCCCUUCAGGCAAAUCUGUGGUGGGAGUUCAUUGGGGACCCAGUAAAGUGAGCAACUGAGCACAUUAUAUAAUUGUUGGCACUAUAUAAAUAAUAACAUAAUAAUUAAAAGUGAAAUGCAGACUUGAGUGUCAUGAAGGCCAUAUUCUCAUGUCAGGUGCCUGACGGGGCAGAAAUCUCAGGUACCCUUACCUGCCCCCACUCAGACAACCCCCGACUCUGCCUACUUGCAAAACUGGUCCUGAACUUGUGAACAUGCUAGCUUUAUUAUCCCAUUCAAACUAUUGACAAUGUAUAUUUAAGUUGGUUGGAUAUGUGGCUCAACCAGGGAUAGGCAACCUACAUCUCCUUCGAUGCUUUGCCAACAUUAUGGCUGUAAGAGCGUUAUGGGGCAUGUAGUCCAUAACAUAUAGACUGCCGAAGGUUGCCUAUCUCUGCAACCAACUUCAGUUCCCUGCUGGAAUGAGAUGCAUAUUUGUCGGUGAAACAAAAGCCAAACAGGGAAAAAAAUAUUCAUUUGUAGCUUUAAGAGGUAUCCAUCAUUGUUGUUCUAGCUACAAAAUCUGUAAUUUCCGAUCGUCCGGAAAGGGCAGCAUGGUGAAAUAUAACGUUGUUUAGGAAGCACUUACUGUUCUGGUGCUAAUGUUGCUUUGAAUGCUGUUUAUAUUUUUAGCUCUUAAAAAAGAGUAAUCUUGAACAUUGUGACGUAUUGAUCCAUUAUGCACAUCUGGUAGAAUGUUUAUUUUUUUCUUUAUAUUUUUGCACUAGUAAUGCUCAGUAACCUCUCUGAUAAAUUUAGCAUUUUGAGAAUGAAACAUUUUAGAAAAAAAAUGUUUAGUCAAGUUAUGAGGGUUAAAAUUCAAAUUUAAGGUCAAAAUAGCACAAAUAAACUCAAAACAAUUCUCAAAAGUCAGCUAUACUUUUAUUUCAGCUUUUCUGCCUUCAGUUUGAAAUUCACAUUGAAUGUGUAAUGUCUUACAAGCAUUGUUGGAGAUCCACAUUUUCAGCCCCUCCCGUUCCUUUUUUUGUAAUGUGUUUAUUAUCAUGUUUUAUCAUACUCUUCAAAUAACAAAUCAUUAAACCAUAUACUGAUUAUUGUAAAACAAACACUUUGCUACCUACAUUCAAUAAAUAACUCGCUUCCCUCCUCCGUUAGAUGCUCACCCAGUCUCCACUCGUUCAAAAAAUCGUUAAAAACCCACUUCUUCAUAAAAGCGUAUCAAUUAAACUGUUAAUAGCUCCUGACUGAUUCCUCUUCUGCAACUGUCACUAGUCUAAUACUAUACUUACCUUUUUUGUGUCAUUUUACCCCACUCCCUCUAGCAUGUAAGCUCAUUGAGCAGAGCCCUCAACCCCUCUGUUCCUGUGUGUCCAACUUGUCUGGUUACAACUACGUCUGUUCGUCCACCCAUUGUAAAGCGCUGCGGAAUUUGACGGCGCUCAAUAAAUAUAAUAAUAAUAAUAAUAAUAACUACAAUAAAUGCACAUUCUGCUACAAUAACAAAGUGUUUACGUUUCAGUAGCCGCUACUUUCCUCAACCCUUUCCUAUGAAAAACCAGAAGGCAAAUUGCUGUCUAUCACAGCUCAUGUCUUUACAGUUUUCACUUGUUUGAAUAUAGGCCCUGAUUGGCCACCACACUGUUGACUUUAAUUUAGCAUUCACAUUUUAGACUUGUCCACCAUGAGUUUACUCCAGAACAGGUUUCUUCAAACUCUGUCCCUCCAGAUGUUGCUGAACUACUGCCCCACGAUUCUCUGGCUAUCUAUUUCAUUCAAAGAAUUAUGCAAGUUUUUGUUUCAUCAACAUCUGGAGGGCCAGAUUUUGGAGAACCCUGCUUUAGAAGACAGGAUGAAGCACAGAAUCGGCAUGAAAGUGAAUGCUUCAGCAUAGUUCAUCUCAAAUCUCCUGUGAGAUUCCCAGCUUCUGUACCCAGAUAAGGUGUCGAUUUAAAAGUCUUGGAUAAGCUUCUCAAAUGAUUUAAUAUUGUAAAAUACACUCUUUAAAAUGAUUUAAUAUCUUGGAAAAAGUUUUUAUAUUUUUUUUAUAUACAAUAUUUUUUAAAUAUAUAUUCAUAUUUUUAUUUUAUUCUUUUUAAAUAAAAAUCAUUUACAAUAUUAAAUAAUUUGAAAAUCUUAUCCAAUAAUUUUAAAUUGAGGUCUAAGUUACAGACCGUGGCAAAAAAAUUGAAAAUGCUGGCUGUUUGUUUACAAAAAGAAAAAAAACAACAAAACAUCCCAUUACAUUAUUUAUAUUUCACUCUAUAUUAUUAUAUAUGAUCCUUUAUUGUCUGCAUGAAUGCCUAUUGUACUUAGUGUGAUAUUGCCUUUUUACUCGCUACAUUUGUUCUAUCUUCUAUUCUGCAAUGAAUUGGAAAUACCAAUCUGUUCUGUGUAAAAAUACUGUGUGUUGGCGUUGACAAUCCCUUAAUAGAUGAUCCUCGUAGAUGAUGAACGUUGAAAAGGUUUUCUAAUUUACUGCUAUUUAUUAUUUCAGUUUAUCCGCCUCUCCAAUGAGACCGACCCAGCUGUUGUGUACAACCUGAUUACUCUUCACUGGAAGAUCCCACCACCAAACCUGGUUGUGUCUGUUGUGGGAGGUGAUGGAGACUUUAAGAUGAAAACCUGGUUGAAAGACAUCCUGAGAAAGGGACUGGUCAAAGCAGCACAGAGCACAGGUCAGAGCUCAAAGAUCUAGAAUCAAAAAUGGUAAUGGUAGAAUAUAAAGGUCAACAAUUCGGAAAAAUAACCUAAAACCGAUAGUUUCCAAUGUUUAUUCCAGAGUGCUUUGUUGUUCUAGAAUAGACUCCUGGUCCAUCGUUAAAGAACGAUUUAAACUAUAUAGUAAAAAGGCUAAAUUAAAUGCCACCCGGUUAUGAGUUUUAAGAAAUAUUUAAUUCACAUUUAUGUUAGGGACAUCAAGAAAUGCAGUUUUAUUUUUCAUCUUUGUGUAUCCAGUAUCUAUGGACAUUUGUGAGCUUUUCAACAAUCCUAGUGUUGAUCUCCCAAAUAUUUGAAAUUAAUUAUCUAUAAUCCUUGGAUUUGACCCAAGGCCAGAUCUGCUGUGAGGUUCUGUAAAAGCCCAAGGUAGUAACCUGAAUAACAAAUGAAUACCCAGCUUAUCAUUCAAGGAGUGGACUCUGCAUACCCAUGGCCAUAUCUUGAGAAAUGUUUUGGUGCCAUACCAACUAUGCUAUGUUAAAAGGCUUCUGGAGUCCUUAGUAGUACUUAACUAUACCAUGAACAAGCACACUAUGCAGACUUGAACUUAGGAAAGAUAUGUUUACUGCUUCUGAAUAGAUUUGCAUUGUCCAGAAGACUGACAUGGGUUUGUGGAGAAAUGCAAAUCGAACCUCAACACAUGAUUGACUGUGUUACCUGUUGAUCACUGAUGUGUUCCUUCUGCGUUCAGAGCCGACUUCUAAUUGGCUCUAUAAAGUGUGAGUUUCCCAUUUGGGAUAGGUCCAGACUAAUUACUCUGCAUACAACAGUAUGGCAUGUUCUCUUAUGUUUAUAUUAUUGGCAGUAUCUGUUCUUGCUUAUUUUAUGAACAUAUAAUUUUAUUUGGUAACUAUACCCACAGUGUGCACUAUCACCAUUUUUAUUUACUUUCAAUUUUUUUUUUUUUUAAAUCAGACAAGUAUUGUGUUGUGUUCGGAAAAGUUAUGUAUACUGCCUGUGAAUAGAUUUGCAUUGGUCAGAAGACUGUCAUGAGUUUGUGGAGAAAUGCAAAUCGAGCCUCAGUGCACGAUUACAAACUGUGUUACCUAAUAUAGCGACUGAGAAUGUAUUCAUCUGAGAAAGGAAACAUUAACGCUUUGUCUGAUUGGGUGCACAACUUACAAAUUCUUGAUUGCUUUCUUCCUUGAGUCUAGAAGGAUCGGACAGGUUUUAAACCUUUAUUGAGUUGUCCUCUAGGUCUAAAUAAUGUACAUUGCUGUGAUCUGUUAUUCUCAUGCAAUCCACAUAUUGCUGUGAAUUUUAAUCCUGGACAACUCUUUCAUAAAUUGUUACAUGUCUUCAAUUAAUGCGGCGUGCAUGCAUCUGGAACUCUGCCAUGACAACAAAACACUAUGCAUCUUAAAGUGCAUUUUCUUGCAUUGAAAAUCUGGAAAAAAUAGGGAAAUGGUUGAAUGAAACGGAGUGGGAAAGAGAGAUUAAGGAUUAAAUAUACUUAAAUUGCAACAGGUGUUUGGGCAGCACCAAUUAGGUGCCUCUGAUUCUACCUUAUGGGUGGCUGUUUUUUUUAUCCCAUGGACUCCAGUCAUGCAGUUUAACUGAGGACAUAGAUUAUAUCUUGGGCUUGCUGCAGAGACAGAGAGGGUGAAAUAUCUGUCAAAAUGAAUCAAGUGUGCGGCCUAAUUCCCUAACUCCGAGCAGAAAUAUGCCCAAAUUAUGAACCACCUGAAACAUUCAAUGCCUAAUGUUUUCCAUUUGGCUCAUGAUUCUGGAUUCGGCCUGUAGCACCAAAAAUACGGUUAAUUGAUGAGGACAAAAGACAAUUUAUGGUUAAGGGAUAAGCAAUAAAUGUUUAUUUUAUUCACAAUUCAAGAAGUGACUAAUCGAGGGGAAAAUUGUAGGAGCAGUAAAAAAAACAACUAUAUUUAUAAAUUUAAUAAACAUAUAGUACAUAAAUCUAGGUGGGUUUUUUUUUUGUUUUUGGUUUUUUUUUUUAGGAACUUUUCCCUCUAUUGUUUACUUUUACCACUUGAUCUGUAGACCAAAUGGCUGGACAAUGCUCCCAUCAGUGUGCUGCAAAACAUAUACAUUGUAUUAUAUUAUGUACAUAUUUCGCAACACACUAAUUGUCUCAUUUUCACGCCUUUUUUGUUCUUAGUAUUCGGUUCCUGAACCAGAAUUUCCGUUCCACUUACAGGGAAAAGGUUGAAUUUUCUCGCUACGCACAAACCAUUAGAGAAUAUUUUUAUCACUUGUCAAAAAGAAUUUGAAGCUUCCCUUAGAGGUAUACACUCUACUUACCCUUGCCACCUUGUAGGUCAUGCCAUACCUGCUAUACCGUAUUAAAAAAAACCUUUCUUUACAAAAAGACCACCACCUACAUUUCAGUAGAUGCCAACUGUCAGUAACCUAGCUGGUCAUACCCAUGGUAAUUACAUUUGGAGAACCUCUUUUCAAUUUUGUUGUAGUAAUGCCAUCUUUAAUGCCCUCUCUCCCUCUGUUAAUUUUGGAAUGUUUUUCUGGCCUCUGUUUUCUGUUUUUUUUCCCUCUCAUUGUGAACCACUCUUGUUGUGUCUAAUGGUCUGAUUAGAAGGUUUUUUUAUUUUUAAUUCCCAAAUUUUACGUGAAUAAUCUUUCUCACAUCUAUUAUGUUUGCAAAAAAAAGCUAUUGGAAAUAACAGGGCUAUAACGUUUGUUAAUAUUGUUUGGAUCUGGCAGCUUGUCAUCUCUUACAUUUGUUUUGCGGUAGUUGAGACUUUGGGCAGUUCUUUUGCAUUGCUUUGGGGUGAGAAGGUUUCAUCCACGUAGCGGAAUGUUCAUUCUUAAUCCUUCACAGUAGCAGAGUUGGGGACUGGUCAUGUAUUUUACUUUUACACCCGACCGCAAUUUGUGAGCUUAUAAUUAAGAGCUUUUCAGAUUCUUAAGUGUCCUUCCUAUAUCCUGUUUAGUCCUUUUGCCUGAGGUCUACAAUUUUACAGUGUAAUAUUUUAGUAUUUUUAAAGUCUCUUUUUUUAUGAAAACAAAUCUGCUUUAUUCCACUAUGUCUUCUGUUUGACCAUUAUUAGUAAGUUCUAGUCCAUGUCAUUGUUUAAACGUUUAGCUCCGUUUAUUAAGCUCCCACUUCUGCCCACAUUGGUUAGUUAAGAUGUGCAAUCACAACUGUCUCUGACUUAUUAGAACAUUCUGUAACGUUAGUUAACCUUGCAAGUUAACCUGGAGUACUUAUUGAGUGGAUGUUGGUCUAAGCUCCCGGCUUCCUGAUUAAAGAACCACUAUAGUGCCAGGAAAACAUACUUGUUUUCUUGGCACUAUAGUGCCCUGAGGGUGCCCCCACCCUCAGGGUCCCCCUCCCGCCCGGCUCUGGGGAGAGGAAGGGGUUAAAAUCUUACCUCUUUCUCCAGCGCCGGACGGGGAGCUCUCCUCCUCCUCUCCACCUCCAUAGCGACAUCAUUGACUGAAUGCGCAUGUGCGGCAGGAGCCGCACGCGCUUUCAGCCAGUUCAUAGGAAAGCAUUUACAAUGCUUUCCUAUGGACGCUGGCGUCUUCUCACUGUGAUUUUCACAGUGAGAAGCACGCAAGCGCCUCUAGCGGCUGUCAAGAGACAGCCGCUAGAGGCUGGAUUAACCAUAUAAUAAACAUAGCAGUUUCUCUGAAACUGCUAUGUUUAUUAAAAAAGGGUUAAUCCUAGAAGGACCUGGCACCCAGACCACUUCAUUAAGCUGAAGUGGUCUGGGUGCCUACAGUGGUCUUUUAAUAGUUAUAACUUUUUUAAGUAACGUGAUAUUAUUAGAUGUCCUCAAGUAGUAUAUAUUAGCCAAAUAAAAACCAUGUGCUCAUACUGAGCUUCUGUACAAAACUCAACAAACCUUGAUGCUUGAUGUUAUUAAGGUCUAUCUAGAAAGCAUAAUAAUAGAUUUCCUUUUAUUUCUGUUCUUCCUAGGUGCCUGGAUCAUGACCGGUGGAAUGCAGGUUGGCAUUGGGAAAUAUGUGGGUGAGGCUGUGAGAGAUCAUGCCACUGCUAACUUUAACUCACGGACCAAAGUUGUUGCAAUGGGCAUUGCACCCUGGGGCAUUGUGCAUAACCGUCAGAGCCUGGUCAAUCCUAAGGUAUGAUCAGGGCUGGAUUUGUAUUCCUAACACUAUAUUUUACCUAAUGAUAAUGUUAGAAGUGGUUAGGGUAAAGGGGAUGGGAGGUGAGAGUUUAAGGUUGGCGAGUGGUUAAUGUCAGAGUUAUAUUACAUAUGGUGUUUGGUGUUAAGAAGAUUAGCAGUUUGGAAGAGGUCAAACUUGUAGUAUAAAGGCUAUUUAGGAUUAUUGAGUUUAGACUUGGGUGAAUUUAGAAUUGGGGUACAUGAGAUGUUUCGUUUUUAAGAGGAGUUAAACAAUAUUUUGUGUCUGGUGUCUCUUGUGACUGUAAUAAUCUGCUCAAAAGAGAUGUAUGAAUGGAAAAACUAGCAGAAUUUUUUUCUGAGUGAUUAAACUCAUUGACACAUAUGCCAUGCUAUAGAGGGUAAAAGUACAUUGCUCCCCUAGUAAUUAAUUAAAUGUGUUUUUUUUAUUUUAUUUUAAUUUUUUAAUUUUAAACAGGGAUCUUCUCCAGCAAUGUAUUAUAUGGAGGCUUUGGAUGGGGCUACUUAUUCGUUGGACAACAAUUACUCUGUCUACCUACUGGCGGAUGAUGGAACGAACGAGCAACUUGGAGGAGAAACAAGCUUUCGAUUUAGGCUGGAGGAACAUAUCUCAAGGCAGAAAACUGGAGCGGGAGGUGGGUUGGGUUUGUCUGCUUAAAAAAAAAAAAAAUCCUUUUUAGUUUAAAAAAAAAAAAAUAUUAGGGAUUUAUUGUACAAAUUGUUUACUGAACAAGAAAAAUAUAUUAUAGGAAAGGGUCUUUUUGAACCCAGCCUGUUUAGCUUAAGAAAAUCGCAGGACUUCUUGGGUUUUAAUGUUUAAGUUUUGAAUGCCGUCUUGCAACCACAGAAUGUUAAAUGUGUUGCUAGUCAGUAUUUUUUUAAAUGGAACAAAUCCAUCCAAAGGCUGUGCCUCAGCCCCGAAUUACUGUACUUUAUAUAGUAUACGUUGUCAUUUUUAUAUGUUUUUGAGCAUCAGUUUAACCUUUAGAUUAAUGCUUUGCAAAAUGGUUUUGAACCCCUGGCAGUUUACAACUGCUACAUAUUGUUACUAAAUGAUACAGACCAAAAAAGCGUAUUUAAAAAAAAAAAAAAAAAUCCAAAUUUUUAUAUAUUAUGUACCCAAACCGUGACUAAACUCAACAAAUGCCCAUUAUAAAAAUUAAAAAAAAAAAUACUAUAUAUAACUAGGGACAUGGGCAUUGAACUGUUAGUAAUAAAAGUUUGUUUCCCAAUGCUGUAGUGUUCCGUUAAUUAUUAUGUUUGCAAUAUGUCUAUAAAAAUACAUAAGUUAAUUAAAGGACCACUAUAGUGCCCUGAGGGUGCCCCCACCCUCAGGGUCCCACUCCCGCCGGGCUGUAGGGGGAGGAAGGGGUUAACCUCUUUCUCCAGCACCGGGUGGGGAGCUCUCCUCCUCCUCUCCUCCCUCUUCUUCCGUCACCGGCUGAAUGCUUUCCUAUGGAUGCUGCCGUCUUCUCACUGUGAAAAUCAGUGAUAAGCGCGGAAGCCCUCUAGCGGCUGUCAAUGAGACAGCCACUAGAGGCUGGAUUAACCCUAGUGUAAACAUAGCAGUUUCUCUGAAACUGCUAUGUUUAUAGAAAAAAGGGUUAAUCUUAGCUGGACCUGACACCCAGAUCCCUUCAUUAAGCUGAAGUGGUCUGGGUGCCUAUAGUGGGCCUUUAAAGAAAGACGGUCUGUAGUCUAGGUAAAUACACACUGUUUCUGCAAAACAGCGAUAGUUUAUCUCAAAUGAUAAAGGUUACAGGACCAUUGUGCCCCGACCACUUCACUGAGAUAAAAUGGCCCUGACUUUAGUGGUCCUUCAAUAUUCAUUUUUUAUCUCUGUUUCUUGCCCCUUCCUAGUAAAAGCUGUUUACAGUAAAUAAUCUCCUUGACCGAAGCCAGUGGCUCUGUUCCUCAGCUUCCUAUUAAUGGAUAAUGUUUUUGUAUGAGCUGUUUCCUGGAAUUCCAUUGUCAUUCUACGCAUGAUCUCAUAUGACAAAAUGACUAGUUAGACAGGAAUGAGUGUACGACAGGAAUGGGUGACACUGGUUGUUUUGUCUAUUGUAAGCUUUAUUUAUGCUGGCUUUUAAAUUUAAAGUAGAAAUAAACUAACUGAGUGGUUAACUGGGCAAUUUAUGUAAGUGAGAAUUGUCGAGAAUUCAAAGGGAAAACAGAUGACCUGGAGAAUGUCUCCUGGUUUUGACCUAAAAUUUGAAAUUUAUGAUUUAGUGACUAACCCUGCAUACAAUAGAAAUGUAUCAUUUAAUAAUAGAUUGAAAUGCAUUAUUUAAUAAUAAUACAAUAUUUGACAUCCAUUAAAAGGCUACUAUAGGCACCCAAACUACUUUGUCUCAAUGAAGUGGUCUGGGUGAUGUGCCCCUGUCAUUAUAACAUUGGCAUUUAGUAGAUACGGCAGUGUUUUCAUUGAAGGGUUAAGCACACUUCAAGUGGCUGGUUUUAUGACAAUUACUGGAGACUCUUCCCCUGUGAGAACUGAGUCUGACUCUGUUUCCAAUCGAAAAGUGCUCAUAGAGAGCGUUUGAUUGGCACAGCUCAGUUAUUGGACACGUAUGUGAACAAGCUUCCUGACGCUUCGUUAUCGUGUAGCAUUGAAUUACCUGAGAUCAGCAAUCUUGAUUAUCUCAGCCAGUGAGGCAGGGCAGGAGCAAGGAGGCUGGCGCGGCGGAUAGCGAAUGGUAAAUAAAUCACCUCUUUUUUAUUGCAAAGAAGGGGGCAGAAAACGUAAUAGUGCAUGUUUGUAUUCCUAACGCUAUAGUGUUUAUUUAAGUAGAACAUGUUUUUACAUAAGAAAGACAAGGUAGGAGAGCACCCUCUAUUUAAAAGCUGUUAUACCUCUAUCAUAGUUCCAUAUACACACCUAACUAGGUUUCAUUAUCCUGGCCAUAUCACUUGAUAAUUAUACUCCACAUCAUGCUUAGUGCACUCAAUGCACCCCAGAAUUUUUUUUUCGCAAGAGAGUAAACUACAACUUUUGCUGCCACAACAGCGAAUACAAAAACUUAAGUGCACUUAUAGUACAACAGUUACAUGGCAUUCAGAUAAACGGCACAAUUUUUUUUGGUGCAGUUUAAACAGGCUAGGCUCAGGAAACAGCACAGGUUUUUAAAGCAAUAAUAAUGGAGUAAAUUAGCUGGACAGGGAGUAUGGUUUUGUGAUGUACACUUUGUACUUGUUGUGAAUGAAAAUGUAAAAUAUGGAUUGGCUCAUUGAAUACAGAAUGUUGUUAAGGUUUAAAUGGUUUCCUUGCAGGCAAAGGAAGCAUUGAAAUUCCUGUCCUGUGCAUGGUGAUAGCUGGGGAAUCCAAGAUGCUGGAGGUAAGACUACAAGAUAAAAUCACGCAGAAUGAUGCAUUGUGGGUGAAUAUACUUUUCUAAGAGGAGAGGUAGCAGAGGAUAGCAGCUGGUUAUGGUAAGCUAGAACGUACACAAAAACAAAGAAAAGGCUGCGCCAAGAGGAAUAAAUUAAUAUUAUGCAAAUAAAAUUAUUAUAUGUGAUUACAGAAUGUAAUAUAAAAGAGUCCCAAUUAAAAAUGUUGUCUCAACUGGUGUAGUGUCUUCUCUGUUAAGAGUCGUCCAUCUCACGAUAUGAAAGACACAAUGGGAAAGAACCAGUCGUGCAGAGUGUAUAGAUAACUAAUCGUGAAAUUAAAAUAUAAAUUUCACACUCACAUUUCCAUGAGCUAAGACCAGCUCUAGUAUGAUGGGCAUACAGCGGAUAACCCUCCGCUUAUGGGUGUGCUUGUCCUCCUGGAGAGUGCUGGUGUCCAAUUCUCAAAUGAAAAGAAAUAAAAACAGCCAAUAAUGCUCUCUGGUGAGGUAGUUAGCAAAAGAGUUAAAAUAAAUAAAAUAUACUCACAAGUAGAGUGCAGGCCUUUCUGCACUCUAUUACUCGCGUGGGUGGUAUGAUCCCCACCUUAGGAUAUGCCAGGAACGGUAAAUAAGGAUAAAAUAGUAUAAAAGGGUAAUAUAUGUAAAAUGAUUUAUUAAUACAAUAUAUUAAAACCAAUAACGCGUUUCGCCUUUAUGGCUUUAUCAAAUUGGAACGUUUAGAACAUGUCUGAUAAUGCACAGUUUAGUUAUUUUCUGUUUUGGGCCCUAAUCUUGAGCAGAACUAGAACAGCCAUGUUUCUGUGCUGCCUGGUAUUAGUGAGAGUUAUGUAACUGAGCAGCAGUUGCCUUCGUUUAAUUUGUGGCAGGUGAAAUAGGUGCCACGCAGAGCUGCAAAGCACACAAAACGCAGGCAGCACUGGGACAUGUAUCCAACGUUCCAGAGACAUUUAUAAACCAAUUACUGUACUGUUACCAAUUACAGUAAUGUUAAACUAACACAGCCAUUUGUUUAAGGUGGUACCCCCUUUCCCUUUGAUAAAUUAUUAACUUAUAUAAGAUGCCCCCGGCGGCAACCAGAGCACCAGUGGCAAUUUCACCAUUGGGGGACUUUGUGAGUUCUGCUAAGUUCCCAGACGGUGACAGUGCCACUUUAAGAAAUACUCUAUGUGUAAAGAGAACUCAUGGAACAUAGUGACUAGUAAACCUUGUAAUAAAAAUAUUUUUAAAGAAACUGUUAAAGCCGUGACCGUUCUUGGCAUGUGAAUUGGUGCUGUAUGUUUCCAGAGAGUAUACAAAGCCACAAGAUGUCCCAUUCCCUGCCUGCUGGUAGCUGGAACGGGUGGAGUAGCUGACCUCUUGGCCGAAAUCCUAGAUGAAUCCUUGACUAUGGAGUCUGCUCGAGGCUUAAUAGAGCAGAAACUGAAACACCAUUUUCCUGGAGAAGAUUUGCGGAAGAUGGUUGACAUGGUCAGUUCUACGAUAAUUUCAUCACAAUGUUAUUUUGUUUAUUAUUAUUAUUAUUGCUUUGUGUAAAGUAGUAGAUCACUGUAUCUGCAUCGAUGUUACAGAAGAUCCAGUUUCUGUGUCGCCAGCAUUCUAGCAAUCCAUUAUAUAAAAUCUCCAUGUAUAUCCCCCAUGAAUUCUAAAUUCCUGUCCCUCAACCUGCAAACAUGUGUUAAGAGGCACAGCUGUGAAUAAUCCUCAAAGAUUCUAAAGAUUAAUCACUAAAAUUAAUAGCCAGUCGAAAGCCAAGAAAGUCAAACUGAACACAAAAUUGUCUUGGAGAAAUUUUCUAAAUGACCAUUUUGGCCUAAACUCACUUAACCAUAUUUACAUUUACUGUGUAUUCCCAACAAUAUGUAUUUACUGGAAGCAACAGUUGUGUGCACGCUGUAAAUGGUCCUUUCUACCUCUGUGUUCUAGUGGUUUAUUUAGAACUGAAUGAAUUUGAUAAUAGUUCAUAGUGUGACCAUAUCCCUUUAAUUCUUAGUUUACUAAACAUCGAGAGCUAUGUAUUAAUAUCGCAGAGGGUCAUCAUUUGUCUUGUUUGCAGGGCCGGUGCAAGGAUUUUUGCAUUUAUUUCUGACAUAUAGAAGUUAAAUCACUUUGUUUAUACAGCCCUAGUAACACCUCCCUGCAAUAUGACUUACUGCUAAAGUUCAAUUUACAGGGCCGGAGAUACAAAAUUCUAAAGCAAGUUAACAUCUGAUUGAAAAAUGAAACCAUUUUUUUCAUGCAGGCUGUGUCAGUCACAGUCAGGGAAGGUGUGGCUAGAGUUGCAUAGACAGAAGCAAACAUGAUUUAACUCCUAAAUGGCAGUGAAUUGAGUAGUGAGACUGCAGGAGCAUGCUCUAUACACCAAAACUGCUUCUUUAAGUUAGUCUUUUUGAUGUCUAUAGUAUCCCUUUAAUCCUGAUGAUAACCUCUAAAUCACUGGAUACAACACAUUUGUUACUAUUAAUAAGUAAAUUCUGAAAGUAUUAAAAUAAAUUCAGAAAGGAUUAGAGAGAUUAUGUUGCAGCACGCACAUUAGUUGGCUGCUUGGAAAGUAAUUAAUUACUAUCACUUGUACUGAAAAUAUUAUUUAUAUGUAACACUACAAACACUCUUUUCAGGUGGAGAAAAUUGUGGAGAAUCGAGAUUUGGUCACUGUGUAUUCAAACACCGAUGGAACCGAGGACUUUGAGACUGUAAUUUUGAAAGCCCUGGUAAAAGGUAUGUCUAUAAUCAAAUGUAGGUUUAUAAUAACCCAAAUACAGCAAUAACUCACUGGAUUGUGUAUGCAGAAGAGAUAAUAUUUUUUCUUUUCACUACAUAUUAGCAUGCAAGAAGCAGUCGAGCGAUGCCACUGAAUACCUUGAUGAACUUAAAUUGGCUGUGGCCUGGAAUCGCGAGGAUAUUGCCAAAACAGAGCUGUUUCAUGGUGAAAUCCUCUGGCGGGUGAGACAACAUUAUGUUUAUUAAACUUUAUGUGCAAACAACUAUAUUUAUUUACUUGUUUUUUUUAUUGCACUUUGGAAAAAUUUAUAAAUGAUAAAAAUAGUAUUUUUCAAGCAAAAUUUCAUUUGUAGAAUAUAUACAUAUCACAUAUGCAGAUAUGCACAUAAACAAUUUUAAUGGUUAAUAAUAAGUCAAAAUCAUGGACAACAAUCCAAAAAGGAACACAAAUGAAAUGGAAAAUAGUGUAAUUAUCUUUCAUUCAGGAAACAAAACAGGGUGCUCUUAUCAUUAAUUAUGUGCAUUCUGCAUAUGUGAUCUGUAUAUAUUCUAGAGCUGAGUUUGCCUUAUAGAGUAGCUCAUAAAUUAUAUUCCUGUGGUCGGUAUUCAUACCACUCGGAGUAACCCUAUUCUGGGCUCAUGCCUUUUUUGCAUUUUUGUUUAUGUAUUUAUUUUUAUGUGUCUGUUUUAAGUAUCCUUUGAUGUCAUAUAUGUAUUCGCUGGUUACACCGUAUAAUACACUGUUAAGGCACUGUCUCAUCUUUUCCCACUGGUUCCUGGAUGCUCCAUUGGCUUACCUUUUUUUUUACGGUAAUUCUAACCUCGAUGUUCACCGGUUCCAAGCCUCUCUCCCACUUUGAUGUAGCCUCAUUCGCACAGUCUCUUGGCCUCUUUUUCAAAUUUGCACUCUCUUUCUCUCCUCCCUACAUAGUCUGUGUUUGUUUAUUGUAUACCUAUCCUGAUGAAGGUCCCUGUGUGGACUGAAAAAUUGAGAUGAUUAUUAUGUAGUUAAAGCUCAAAUACUUUUUGAAACACAAAUCUGACUUUGUGCGCUCUUUCUGGUGAAUAUACUGUGGCUACGAGACUGCACCCCGGUAAAAAAACAAAAAAGUCGACUUGACUAGUUCAGGAUCCCACAGGUUUUUGUGUUUGUGUGUUUUUCGGUGACCAUAUAUUUCUCCAGACUUGACCGUUUGUGUGUGUGUGUGUGUGUGUGUGUGUGUAUAUAUAAAUAUAGAAAAAAAAUCUAUUGAAUAGCAAUGCUGCAUAGAUAGAAUGCUGUGCUCUGAAAAUCUCCUACAUCUCAUAUUUCAAUGGAUUGUACGCUUUAAACAAGAUUACAAAAGCACCAAGUUAAUUCUUUUGUCUGUCCAUGCAGCUGGCUUGGUGAAUCCUGUUGCACUAUUUUUACCAGGGUUUGUGGAGUAUCAGUAAGCUUAAAGUGGAUGCGUCUUAAAUGUUCUGUGUACCGUGGUGAAACUCCAUAUACUUUGAAUUGAUUAUUUGUAAAUAUAUUCAUCAGUUACAAAACCUAGAGAAAUACAGACAUUCAGAAAAUACAAAGAACAGUCUCCUUCACAGAGGAAUUCUGGGAGCCUUUUUGCAUAUUAAAUAUUGUAACAUCCUGUGAUGUCUGCAGCUUUGGUUUUUUUUUUAACUAGUGUCUUUCAUAGGGUGGUUUAAGAAACAACGCCAUUCCAAGAUGGUUUCUUCCACAUUGAAACUAGACAGCUCAUCGAGUUUUAAUGCCAGCUAAAAACAAAACUAUAUUUUGCAUAAAUUAAAAUUAUAAUAUUUUUCUAUUUCCAUAAUUGUUUUAAACUGAUUUACGGAUAGAAGCCCCACAUCCGGAAAGACAUUUUUCGAUGACCUUCUACAUUUUGUAAAUUACUGCAUGCUAUGCAAUAGUUGGCUGGCCUAAUGCAAUUUAGACACCAGUUUUGAUGUUUAUUUUAUUUCUUUCUCUUAUUUAUUUUAUUCUGUUGUCACACACUCUUUGAUUUUUACUAAUUUUGCUACUUUAAUCCAGGCGUCAGAUCUGGAGGACACCAUGACCGAUGCAUUGGUGAAUGACAAGCCCAGCUUUGUGAAGCUCUUUGUGGACAAUGGUUUGAACAUUGUGGAUUACCUGACAUAUGGACAGCUGGAGGAACUCUACAGUUCAAUUUUGGAAAAUACAGUUCUAUGUCACCUCCUACAGCGCAAACAUGAAGAACGGCGAGAGUCCAACAAACCUCACCCCAGUGAAUUCAUUCCAGUGGACAAUACCAGUAAAGGAAAAGAGUAUAAGCUCUAUGAAGUGUCCAAAGUUUUAAAAGAACUGCUGGGUGAUGUUUGUGCACCUUUCUACACCCAGAUCAUUGGAAACCUGAAAAGCUCCGUUAGCAGAAGAAAUUCAAAUGUGGGUAUCUAGAUGAAAUAAUUGAUCAGUGGUAUAGAAGCUCCAUUAACCUUUUUAUAUGUGUGUAACACUAAACACUAGUCAUUUACCACUAGUAGUUGAGAAUAUUUGGCUACAAAAGCUUGUUCUCCUGGGUAUCUAUGACCAGAAGCUGGUGAGAUAGAUUCCCUGACUACAGAGCCUGUUCAAAAAACGCAAGGUCACAGGUUCAAAUCCUGGCACGGUCAAUACAGCCCUUCAUCCUUCCGAGGUCGAAAAAUGAGUACUAUGUAUUGGGUUAUAAUAACAUCUAGUAUUAUUCUUAUGUGCUUUGAGUCUCAUUGGGAAAAAAGCACUAUAUAAAUACUACACAAAAAACUUAAAAUUAUGGCACUGAAUGAUAUUACAAAUGAGUAAGAUUUGUUAAUAAAAAAGCAGCACUAAUAAUGUGAAAAAGUCUUUAAGACUAAAAAUAAAUACUUUAUAGUAAAAGUGAACUAUGCAUAAAACAAUUAAUAUAAUAGUAUAUUUGUACCCAAAGUGACAAUGUAUAUAAUAGUUAAUAUAAAACAAUUAACAUUGUUACUUUGGGUACAGACAUACCAUUAUAUUAAUUAUUUUAUGCAUAGUUCACUUUUACUAUAAAGUAUUUAUUUUCAGUCUUAAAGACUCAGCACACUUUAUUUUUUGUUUAUAGCUAUAUAAAUACUAGUUAUUAUUAUGUUUGUAACUGGAUAGAAAUUUGUCAAUGGGUAAUCUGUAUGACACUGACUGCUCUUUCUGUCUGCAGAAUAAAUCCCAGCAACUGGCCUAUGGCGAACUAAAAUAUGAAACUAAAAAGUCUACCACUCCAUGGAUUGACCUGUUUAUCUGGGCAAUUCUUCAGAACCGUGAUGAAAUGGCAUCAUAUUUCUGGGAAAUGGUGAGUGUGCAUGGAGUUGGAGUCCUGACAAGUAGAUGGUAGGAGAACACGACGAUGGCAUCCCAAACUUUUCCUCUGACAACCUGUAUCUUUUAAUACUAAAGGGUGUGAUAAACUAAUAGGAAAGCUUAGUCCUAAAAUCAGCUCUAGUUGGUUAUCUUCAAUUAGUUGAAUGUUUGGGAAGGCAACAUAUUUGCUUUCACUAUUCAAUUAGUUCUGCUGGGAAAUGGCUUCCAUAAAAUUUAUUGUGUUUUCCGUAGGGUUCAGAGGCUGUGAGUUCUGCGCUGGCUGCUACCAAGAUCCUUAAGGAGCUUUCUCGCUUGGAAUCAGAGGCUGAAGAAUCAAUGGCAAUGAAGGACCUGGCUGCAAAGUUUGAGCAUCUUGCUAUUGGUAUGUGUAACGGACCGUUUUGCCCACAAGAGGUUAAAAAACGUUUAGGCGAUAUUCCCCUUUUUCAGAUGCACAAACAGCUACUGCAAACCCACGAAUUCACCAACUCCCGAACUGCAACCAAGGGAAUACUCCAAACUCCCGAACUAGAGACACACAAAUAGCUGUUAGCAGACGAACAGGAAAAGCCCCCAAGCGGCUUACACUCCUGGCAAUCAGUCUCUAACAGCAUACAGUAAAUCCCCCCCAAAGACGAGACGACACUUCGGUUUGAGGGUCAAGCAGAAUCUGGUUUACUGGGGCUAACUGCCCGGCUUUUAUGCAGGUCUCCCACCUGGUGGACACUCCCCUAUGGGACCAAAUGGGAAACUGGAAAACAUAUUGGCUCUUAGCCAAUCACAGACAUACACCUUUAAACACUCCCACAAUUACAUCACAAUCCCUCCUCUCUGUCCUGGAGAAAAUUGGGAAGUAAUCCACUUAUCUCCCAGGACAGAGGCAAAACUCCAUUAACCACAUGGCAGUAACAAUACAGUAAAAGACAUAAAAUUACAUACAGCCACAUUUAUUACCUAAAACAUAUAUACAUUCCACAUAUCCCCAGAUAGCUUAGAUCUGAGCGCACAUUACUACCGAAUGGCGCUCAGAUCACAUACAUACAGUUCAAUCGCCAUGGAGCCAAAGUCUUUUCCAUAGUCUUUCGUUACACGAAUAGGCUCCAUGGCUUAGCUAUCUGGGGGAUGCUGUUCAUCCGGCGAAACUACCGAAUGAACAGUCAUUCGGUUCUGCUUACCGAAUGGGAAGGUAAGGAGGCUGGCGGCUCGGCGGUGUUCGCGCCAAUAAGUGUCCGUUUCCAGUUCCAUAGUUUGGGCGCUGAACACCGCUGGCCAUUCGGGAGGUAAAAUGGCCGCUGCCACGUGUUCGGCAGACGAACAAAGGCCACCCAGCGUUAAUCAAUUAAGCUGCGGUUAACCGCAGCUUCUGGGUGGUCAGUUGACGGCACACUCCAGCUCCCAGGUGGUCCAUCGUUCGGUAGUUUCUACCGAACACCCUGGCAGAAAGGCAUGAAUAAACCUUUCAGCAGGGAGAAUAACAGCUCUGAACUGCAGGGCCAGAAUCUAAAGCAGAGCAGGCGAGCAACCAGGCUUCUCCAGUGCACAGUGGCGAGGUUGGUUCUGCCACAGUAUGAUAUAUACUUUUCAGUUCUGAACUUCUGAUUUAGCUCAUGCAUAAACGAAGUAAGCAGUAAGCUUGGUGCUUACAUAUAAGGAAUAAUUCUACUGCAAGUUCCAGUUUAUUUGGUUACUAUGAUGACACGCACUUUUAGAACUUUACCACGGAAUUGUGAUUUAUGCUGAGAAAAGCCCACUGCACCCUUUGGCUAACCAAGUGCAGACAUGGGCGAAAGUAGACACAGGUGGACAAAAAUUUAUUUUUGAUUGAGACAAUAUCCUUCCUAUGCAGGAGUUUUUAAUGAAUGCUAUAGAAACAGUGAAAAUCGAGCCUUUAAGCUUCUGGUGCGACGAUCCAAUGUCUGGGGUGGUGCCACUUGCCUACAACUCGCUUAUGAAGCAGAUGCACGCAAUUUCUUUGCGCAAGAUGGAGUUCAGGUGAGUUACUUAUAAAGAUACAGUGUAUGUGUUUUCAUGCAUACAGUAUGUGAACAUUUUGUAUUCUUUAGUUACACUGUUAUGUGACCUCUUAUCCAACUUUCUUAAAGGGACACUAUAGUCACCAGAACAACUACAGCUUAUUGUAUUUGUUCUGGUGAGUAUAAUCAUUCCCUUCAGGCUUUUUGCUGUAAACACUGCAGUGUUUACAUUACAGCCUAGGGAUACCUCCACUGGCCGCUCUUCAGAUGGCUGCUAGAGGUGCUUCCUGGGGCAGUGCUGCACAGUGUAACUGACAUUUAGAGUCUCCACCCUCUGCAUGGAGACACUGAACGUUCCUCAUAGAGACACAUUGAUUUAUUACAUCUCUAUGAGGAGAUGCUGAUUUGCCAUGGCUGUUUUUUACUUGUGCUGCCUCUGCCCCUGAUCUUGAUAGUCUCAGCCAAUCCUAUAUGAAAGCUUUGUGAUUGGCUCAGAGCACUACUUUUGAUGAUGUCAGCAAAUAGGGCAGCUCAGGGGCAGAGCCAGCAGCUGCAGACUUGAACAAAAGUAAGAUUUUACUAUAUUCAGGGGGAAAUAUUGGGGACAGGGGGCUGGAUGGUGUUUUUUUUCAGCCAUGCUUCCAGUUCAGCUACUGUGGUCUUAAAUUUAAAGUUCCCUUUGAAUUCCUCACAUUACUCACUUGAACAACCCUGCACGAUUAACACACCCUGUGUAUUCCUGACCCUAUAGUGUUCCUUUAAGGAGUCUGUAAAUUGCCUCUUACCAUUUCAAGUUUUCUCGUGGCAGUGAAAAAGUUAUUAAAUUAAUAGAAAAAAAAAUUAUUUUCCCUUAACAAAGAUCUUCAACACUAUUUGAUCUCAGGGUGUGUUAAUUGGGCAGGGUUGUUCAAGUGAGUAAUGUGAUGAAUUCAAAGGGAACUUCAAAUUUAAGACCACAGUAGCUGAACUGGAAGCAUGGCUGAAUUAUUCUAAUUUGGCUAUUUUGGUCAUAGACUCUGAAUUCUCACUUCUCAAUUAAAACUGAAUUUCAAAUUUAGGGUAAAAAUAGCCAAGCUGGGUGCAUAGGUGAAUUUUUCAAGUUCAGCAGAAGCAGGUUUACCUAUAGUAGUCAAUGAAAAGAAGAGUUAAUAAUAGCCAUAUUUUUAUUCACAUUUUUUUCCAAUUGAUUUGUAUUUUACAGUCCAUGUUAACGGAGAACUGGUGGGGUCAGAUGGCACAUAAUACACCCGUAUGGGCCAUGGUGCUAACCUUCUUCUGCCCGCCUCUGAUAUACACAGAUCUGAUUGAAUUCAAGUGAGUGGUACCCUACAUGUAACUGUGAUGUGUGUGCUGGUUACAAAUGUUACCAGACUCUAGAUAUACAAGAAGCCAGACCUAUACAGCGCUACUAUAUAUGUUGGCCACAUAAUUAUUAAAAUAAGCAGUAUUGCAUAAAGUAGUGAGAACAUACAGAAAAAUUGUGUUUAAAAACAAACCAAACAUUUCAUUAUUAUUAUUAUUAUUAUUGGCACUUUACAAUGUCAAAAAAAGGGAUUCAACAGCAAAUGAGUUACAAACAUUGACAAGGACAAGAGGUUACCGAGGACCCUGUUUGUUCAAGCUUAUAAUCUUACAAUUAGAAACUGAGAGUUUGUGGUUUAUAUACACUGAUCAGAGAAAACAUUAAAACCACCUGCCUAGUAUCAUGUAGGUCCCCCUUGUGCUGCAAAAACAGCUCUGAUGCGUCAAGGCAUGGACCUCUGAAAGUGUUCUGUGGCAUCUGGCACCAACUUGCGAGGUGGGGCCUCCAUGGAUCGGAUUGUUUGUUACAGCACUUUCAACAGAUGUUCAAUUGGAUUGAGAGCUGGGGUAAUUGGAGGCCAAGGCAACACCUUGAACUCUUCGUCAUGUUCCUCAAACCUCGAAACAAUUUUUGCAAUGUGGCAGCGUGCAUUAUCCUGCUGAAAGAGGCCACUGCCAUCAUGGAACACCAUUGCCAUGAAGGGUUGUACGUGGUCUGCAACAAUCUCUAGGUAGGUGGUAUGUGUCAAUGUAACAUCCACAUGAAUGCCAGGACCAAAGUUUUCCCGGCAUAACAAUGCCUCUGUUGGCCUGUCUUCUUGCCAUGGUGCAUCCUGCUUCCAUCUCUUCUCCAGGUAAACGACGCACGUGCACCAGGCUAUCCAACUGAUGGCCAUCCACCUGAUCUCAACGAAAAUGUCAUUCAUCAGACCAGGCAACCUUUUUCCAUUACUCACAUCCCUACUGAAGGAGCUUUCCGCGGUGGACAGGAGUCAUCAUGGGCACUCUAUUUUUUUUUUUUUAAAUUCUUUAUUUUUAUGUUUAUUUUUGCUCACCAUACAUAGCAAGCAAGCAUCAACGGUUGGGCUUACGCAGAAGCCAAAUUAUGGGUAAUAUCUUAACAAUUACACGCAGUUCAAUCUUUACAGUAUGUGUUCAUGUUUAACGGAACCAUGAGGGACUGCCCUCCAUGAAGGAUUUUAAUAUGCAUAAUAUAAUUCCUCAGUACAUUAUAUUGGUUUGACCGGAGAACUUAGGUGUGCAAAGGAAGUGUCACUGACGCAGAGGCAAAUUUAGGCCUAACGAUGAGCCGUAUAAUAUGUUUGAUAUGUCAUGUAAGUCUUGUGACGUUUUGGAAUAUCUGUAAUGUCAGUAUCAGAUCGAAAGUUUGAUAUUUUCAGGUCAUUAGAUAUAGUUAUAGGAUUAAUAGUCUGAGGUCUAUAUGGUAUUUCUAGGUCUCCCAUUUCUUUCGUUACGUUGACCAUGCCUGAGGAGGUUGAUAUGCAGAGUAUUUAUCGAAUAAGGAAAGGAUUUUUCCCGUUAAGGUGCGGGAAGAGAAAAAGUAAGGGAUUAGAGAAAGGGAGACUGAGAAGAUAGUAUGAAGUAAAGAAAAGUGAUGUGGUGGAUGCAGUGACCCGGAAGCAGCGAGGAAAGAAUGCCAGGGGAUGACAUCCGAAGGGGGGGGGAAACGGGGACAGGAGGCUUAUCCAGAACUCUCUAUGCCAAGUGUGUCGAAUGGAUCCUCCGGUCAGAGGAGGAUUCCGCUACUAGUUCACCUUUACUGUAGGUCACCUUUACUUCUUCCUUUCGGUCUUAUCUGUCCUCUCUAAAACCCACUACGCUAUUAUCCCACAGCUCCCAGAGUUUUAGAAAUGUUUCUGUCGAACCCUUCACUCUUGCUGUCAGGUCGUCCAUAAUCCUACAUUCGCGGAUCCUGGAUACCACUCCCGGAAACUCAGGUCCGUCUGGUGAAAGCCACCCAGUCGCAAUUGUUCGUCUCGCGCUUAGUUAUUUUAUGGACCAGUUUCUGCCCUCUCUUGGUCCAUCCGUCUACAGACCUGUUUAAUAGGUAUACCCAUGGAUCUCUGGUCAGGGGUUUGUUAAAUGUUUGUUUCAGUAGGUUUUCUGUCGCUUUCCAAAAUCCAAGAAGUUUUGGGCAUUCCCACCACCUGUGAAGGUAUGUACCUCGGGCUCCACAUCCCCUCCAGCAAUCAUCCGUAUCCAUUUUGUGCAUUUUAUAAAGUUUUACGGGGGUUGUGUACCAUCUAAACUUGGUCUUCCACGUCUGUUCCUGUAGUGUGACACAUAUGGAGGCAUUUUUAUUUGCUUCCCAAAUUUCUUGCCAUUCUAUGCCUUCUAGCUCUUCUCCUAGUUCUGUCUCCCAUUGGUCGGUAUAAGAUAGUCUCCCCCAUUCUUUGGUUAAGGUGGGCGUACAUUAGGGUUAUCAUGCCCUUGGGGGUCCUUUCGUGUAGGCAUAGUUUCCCGUAGAACGUCAUGUUUCCCUGAACUGCGGCCUUUAUGUGUGGUUUCCUAGCGAAGUCCCGGAUCUGUAUAUAUCUAAAGAAGUCUGUGGGGGUUAGGUGGUUAUCUUGUUGAAGGUCCUCGAAUUGGAUUAAGUUUCCAUUAUGGUAUAGUUGAUGGAUCCGUUGUAGUCCCGUUCUCUCCAAGUUUCGAAAAUCUCUGGGGGCCAUACCAAGCUGGAACUCCCUAUUUCUUAGAAUUGGAGUCAAGGGAAAGGGGGAGGUCGCCAGUCCAUACUUGGUUCUGUUUUUGUCCCAUAUUUGGAGCGAAUUAAGUAUGGACGGGCAAGUCACCCGUAUCAAGGGUCGAUAAUCUUUCGGGAUCCACAUAGUGAACUGGGGGAAGUCCCAGCCCACCAUCAUGGAUUCUAUCUCGACCCAUCUCCGCUCUUCCAGAGGGGAAUGCCACAUAGCUACCUGUGUUAGUUGAGCUGCAAGGUAAUAGAAGUAUAGAUUUGGCAGGCCCAGCCCCCCUCUUUCUUUUCGUCUAUAGAGAAUCUGUCUUGAUAUCCUGUGCCUCUUGUUCUGCCAGAUGAAGUCACCUAUUGACCGUUGUAGCGGAUUCAGUUGUGCUUUGGUGACGCGGACAGGGAGAGCCUGGAAUAAGAAUAAAAUCCUUGGAAGGACGUUCAUUUUAACAGAGUUAAUUCGUUCUAUCCAGGAGAUGGGCUUAUCUAUCCACCUUUCUAAGUCUCCCAUCAACUUCCUGAUUAAGGGACCAUAGUUCGCGGAGUGGAGGCAUGUCGGGUCUGUUGUUAUGUGUAUACCCAGAUAUUUCAUAGACUCUCUUUCCAUCCUGAUGCGGUAGGUCCACUGUAUCUGACUUAUUUCUACUUCUGUCAUGCCAAGUGGCAUAGCGCUAGAUUUUUUGCAUGUUGGCUUUAUAUCCAGACCGUUCCCUGUAGUCCUUGAUAACUUCCUGGAGGGCCGACACGGACGUUAAGGGGUUCAUAAUGGUCAAAAGAACGUCGUCCGCAUACACUGAGACUGUAAACUUUCUGUCUCCUACCCGUACUCCACCAAUAUCUGGAUGUUGUCUGAUCGCUUGCAUCAAGGGCUCCAGUGCUAGUACAAACAGGAGUGGGGAAAGUGUGCACCCCUGCCUAGACCAUUAUAGAGUCGGAAUGGUGUCAUCGGGGCACCACUUCAUGGUACAUUGCUUUUGUAGUAGUUAUAAAUUCUUUCGGGAACCCCAGGUGGUUCAGCACCGAGAAGAGGAAUUGCCAUCUCACCCUAUCAAAGGCCUUUUCCGCAUCUAUAGAGACCACUAAGGUGGGGAUUCCAGAGGUCACUUGUUUCCAGACUAGGUCGAUAUUCCUUCUGGUAUUCUCGAACAGUUGUCUGCCCUGAAUAAAGCCUACUUGGUCGGCAUGUAUGAGUGAGUUUAGUAGUGGGUUCAAUCUGUCAGCUUGUAUUUUUGCUAGUAUUUUCAGAUCUUGGUUAAUCAGCAAUAUGGGCCUGUAGUUUUCUGGUUGGAGCGUGUCUUUGUCGGGUUUAGGUAUCAAUACAAUGGUAGCUAGGGUCAUGUCUGGAGUGAGGAGUCCCCCCUGUUUCAUGUAGUCAAAGAGUUUCAUCAGUUGGGGUGUAAGCUCUUCUUUGAAGGUCUUGUAGUACGUACCUUCGAACCCAUCAGGUCCUGGAGCCUUGUUACCUUUCAAGUUAGAUAUGGCUCUAUAUACUUCUUCCUCUGUAAUUUCAGCUGUCAGGCUAUUUACCGCCUCUCUCCCAAGUUUGGUCAGCCCAAGGUCAUUCAAGUAGCUGUUAAUAUGUUCUUCUUCACUUCUGUCAGGAGUGUUUGCGCCUGGUGUGUGGUUGUAUAGUCUUUUGUAAAAGUCCUCAAAGACUUUUGCUAUCUCAUCUGGCCUUGAUUUUGUCGUUCCAUUCGAAUGUUUGAUGGCCGUGAUGUGGGAUCGUUCUUGUCUAGGUCGCAAUGUUCGGGCUAGGAGUGAAUCCAUCUUAUUGGAUUUCUCGUAAAAAGUCAGUUUCGUCCAGAUCAUGGAUCGAGCGGUAUCGUCCAGCAGUAGCGUGCGGAUGUUCCUCCGUACCGCUUCCAGUUUCUUAUAGGUCUCAUUGUCGGGUGUUGCUUGAUGUUUCUGUUCAAGAUUCCCUAAUUGAUCCAUCAGUGUGUCCAGUUGUAUAUGUUUCAUCAUCUUCUUCCUAGUGGCUAGUUUUGAGGGUCCCUCUUAUUACUGCUUUGGGCCGCCCAUAUUGACCCUGCACUGACAUUUGGGGUGUUGUUUGUGGUAAAAUAUCCCACUAUUUCAGUCCGUAUCUGUUCUUUUAGCUCCGGGUCCUGUAGUAGCGAUGUGUUUAAUCUCCACGUCCACGGCGAAGCCACACACAAAUUGCCCAAUGUAAUUGACACAUCCGCAUGGUCCGACCAUGAUAUAUUGCCAAUCGUGGAGCCUAUAAUCCUGGGCAUGCCUGUCGCGUUAGUUAGGAAUAGAAUCAUGGGCACUCUAAACGUUCUGUGAUGCACUGUGCAUUCUGACAUCUGUCUAGCAUGGCCAGCAUUAAGUUUUUCAGCAAUUUAAACUACAGUAGCUACUCUGUGGGAUUGGACCAGAUGGACUAGCCUUCGCUCCUGUUUCAGAGAUGCUCUGACCCGUCGUCUAGCCAUCACUAUUUGGGCCUUUGUCAAAGUCACUCAGAUCUUACGCUUGCCCAUGUUAACCAACGAACACCGUGCCGUUCGGUACUUUCAGACUCUGGAAGCUAGACCGACCCUAUGCCUGAACAUUGUGGAGCUAAUUCUGGGUUGACUUAUGCCGAACAGCCCUGGAGACAAACUUUAUCCCCAUGGCGUUCCCACUAUAUUCAAGAGAUCUGGGCGCUUUUUGGACCGCUUGUGCGCUCAGAUCCAAGCUGUCUGGGGAUAUGUUGGACAUAUAAGUUAAAUAUUAUAUUAUAUGAGUUAUGCAUUUUUAUGUGGUUUUUGGUAUAAUUUCAACUCCAGAAUAUGUCCUGUACCUGGAAAUAAUUAAGUUACUGUUAAUUAUCUCCAUGAUAGAGGGGAGGGUUCAGAAAGAUCCUCUUUGUUCCCAUUGGUUUGUGUCCCUUGUAAAACUGUGUUUCAUCAGGUCCAGAGGGGUUUGCCUCUGGCCUGAAAAUGUGUAUAUAAGCAAUGCCUUUCCGUUCAAUAAACCAGACAUCUUACCCUCAACUCGCAGCCUCGACUCGUGUUCUAGGUAAAUGCUGAUCACUAGCUCUGCUCAGAGCUCCAGGAAUACUUUACACUUGCAGGAAGAUCGUUAGGUGCUGAAUUGGAACUUUCUACUGCUCUCCAGGAUCGGGGACAAGGACAUCCAAGCUGUCUAACUCUCAGCUAGCCUGAGGUAACCGUAAGACCUUGGCCUUGUACUUAUUGUCAUUGUCAUACAGUUCGCCAGAAGUUGCGAGGCGUUUCAAAGUGUUGUUGGGCAUAUUGUAACUUGGCUUUUUUGGGGCAUUGGCGCAGUAAAGACUUCUUACUGGCAACUCGAACAUGCAGUAUUGUCGUAUUGUGCACCUUGAAACAACCACAUUGUGUUUUUCCAGUGCAGCCUGUAUUUCCCUGAGGUUACCUGUGGGUUUUUCUUUGUAUCCCACACAAUUCUUCUGGCAGUUGUGGCUGAAAUCUUUCUUGGUCUACCUGACCUUGGCUUGGUAUCAAGAGAUCCGAGAAUUUUUGACUUCCUAAUAAGUUAUUUGAACAGUACUGACUGGCAUUUUCAAGACUUUGAAUAUCUUUUUAUAUUCUUUUCCAUCUUUAUAAACGUUCCAUUACCUUGUUACGCAAGUCUUUUGACAGUUCUUUUCUGCUCCCCGUGGCUCAGUAUCUAGCCUACUCAGUGCAUCCACGUGAGAGCUAACAAACCCAUUGACUAUUUAUACACAGACACUCAUUGCAAUCUAAAAAGCCACAGGUGUGGGAAAUUAACCUUUAAUUCCCACCUGUAGACUAUAGAUUUGUUUGAGCAGGGCACUCAUCUACCUAUUGUUCCUGUGUCACUGUGUAAUUGUCUCAUUGAUUAUAAAUUUCCCCCUUUCAUAAUAUUGUAAAGCGCUGUGGAAUUAGUUGGCGCUAUAUAAAUACCAAUAAUAAUAAUUUUAACCUAUGUGUGUCACCUUGUGUGUCUGUAACAAGGACAAACCUUCAAGGAUAUGUAAACUUUUGAUCAGGACCAUUUGGGUGAUUUGUUAUCAUUAUGAUUUAAAAAGGAGCCAAAAAACUAUGUGAUAAUAAAUGGCUUCAUAUGAUCACUAUCCUUCAAUAAAAUUUAUGUUUUUGUUUGCAUGAUUAGUCAUAUUUUCAAAAUCAAUGCCAAAAUGUCACAAUUUCUGCCAGGGUAUGCAAACUUUGGAACACAACUGUAUAUCUACUUAACAUAAUAGCUGAAUCAAGACUAUGAUUUAGAAGAUACAAAAUGUUGUUGACUAUUUUUCACCAUUUCACGUGAUCCUUUUUUUUUUUUAAUCCUCCAGGUCUUUCGACAAUGAAAAUGUAGAUGGACCUCAGCGAGUGGAAAUGGACAGUCUUGACAUCGAUAUAAAGACCACUGUGGCCGAAAUCAUGGAGGGGUAAUGGAAAAUAUAAUACGUCAAUCAUAGCUUAGGGUUUUAACAUUGCAGAUACCCAACAUCCUUCAUUUAUUUCCUUUUUAGGGAAGAGUACGAGAAGGGGAAAUCCGAAGUGAUACCACUCAAAACGGGCAAACCAGAGAAUUCAAAAACUAUGAUUCCUGAGUCGGAAAUCAUAAGGGUGAAACCACGGCCAACGUGGUUAAGACGUUGGAAGCAGUUUUGGAGUGCACCGGUGACAGCCUUUUUGGGGAACGUAGUCAUGUAUUUUGCCUUCCUCUUCCUUUUCUCCUACGUUCUGCUUAUGGACUUCAAGCCAGCUCCUCCAGAUGGCCCGUCAAACUCUGAGAUCAUCCUUUAUUUUUGGAUUUUCACAAUGGUGUGCGAAGAGAUACGACAAAGCUUCUUUGUGGGAUCUAUGCCGGUGACACAGAAAGUCAAGCAGUACCUGCAGGAUUCAUGGAACCAUGUAGACAUCACGGCCUUGAUGCUUUUCAUCAUUGCCCUAGUUUGCAGGUACAUCUGAGUGCUAGAACAUUUAACGUUAUCUCAUCUGCUUCUACUGAAAGAGUAGUAGUUGAUCAUCGAUAUAGCCUUUUUUUUAAUGAAAUAUUUAGUUACCCCUAUUUAACUAUUUGCAGAGUAAUCUCAACCACUUCCAUUUAUUUUCCAAAAUUAAGAUUUCUCGAUUUUUCUAUUAAUUUAAUUUUACCGAGGGGAAAUUGUAAUUGUUGAAUUGCUUGGGAGCAUAGGGAAAUGGUUUGGCUUAGUCUUCAGCUCACUGGGAAAUCAAACCUAGAUAUUAAUAAACUGAUUUCUAAAUUGCUUUCAAUGUUACUUGCUGAAGACUGAAUUUUCAAUUGCUCUCUGUGCUUGCUAUUGUAAAUGGUGUGAUCGUUGUGAUUGCCUUGCAUGCCCUGUGUGAUGCAUUGAAUCAACAUAACUGAAUGCCAGCAGAGACGCUGAACUUCAGUGCUGCACGUUGUGACUGAGUAACUUCCACUGGAGGUGUCACUAGGGGGCAAUGUAAACGCUGCCUUUUCUCUGAAAAGGCAGCGUUUACAUUAAAAGGCUUGCAGGGACAGGCAGUAGACACCAGAAAAACUGCAUUAAGCUGUAGCCAUGUAAUCACCCUAUUAUUCUUCUACAGUAGACUGGUAAUAGCUGAACACAGCUCCCGAAAUAGUUUGUGGUGAAGAUGCUGUGCUGAUAGAGCCAAAUAUUCAUGCAACUACACCUUGCACCAAACAUUCUCGGGUUCUCGUAUUAUUUUAAAAUCAGUAGAUUUUAAAUAGAAAAGUUAAUGCAUUGAAUGGUGAUGGGUUGAUCUGCAUUUACUGUCCAUCCUUGUGGAAAGUUACUGGGUGUUAUUUUAGCUGUUUUGUAAAUGUUGUUUUUCCCCCAGGAUGUUUGAAAGCUCGUAUGAAGCUGGACGGACCAUCUUGUGCUUUGAUUUUAUGGUCUUCACUCUGCGAUUAAUUCACAUUUUUGCUGUGAACAAGCAGCUAGGACCGAAGAUUAUCAUUGUCAGGAAGAUGGUGAGUGAUGGAAUGAAGGUGGACCUACAGCUGUGUUUGGUAUAUUCCUUUAUGUAACAAAGAUGAACCAAAAGGGAACAGGAAGCCUAUAAAAUCUGACAAAAAAAAGGCCUUUUGCAUGAAGAAGGGCAUUUAGUCACACCUGCAAUAAACAUCUUACAUUGACUGUAGAAAACGAGAUAUGGUAACAUGAGAUGAAUAUUUUUUUUUUUUUUUAAUUCUUUAUUUUUGUCAUGCAUGUAUCAACAACAAUUACACAGAGCCACAUCAGCGUCUGUGUGCAUCUUACAGCAUUUAACAAUGUCACAGGUUAAUACAGCACAUUUUUAGGGUUAAAGAGUAAAAAUAAGACAUAAAAAAACAAAAACAAUUCUGUUAGUAAACAGUGAGGUGGAUGAUCCGCAAAACUCUAUACACAUUCGAUUUCAAAUUCCGUUUUAAUAAGCAAUGGCAGUCUUGCUACUUACAUUGCUUAUUGAUAUAAAAAGAGGCCCAGAAAAUAUCAGGGAAUUGAUGAAAAUAACGAGUCAGUACAGUCAUAGUGCCUGGCCUUAUCGUGUGUAAUUAUAUAGACUUCACAUGCCCAUCCCUGACAUAUGCCCAAUGAGUCCGCUAUCUAAAGUUAGGUGUUGAAGAGUGCGACUAUCAUGGCAGCCAUACCAUGAUCCCAUUCUACGCAAAAGCCCAACUUGCUCACAGACUACAUUGUUCAUCCAACCGUAUCUUCGUAUUAAAGAGAGGUGAAAAAAGAAAACGCCACCUCCCAUGGAGAAACCAGAGGGAGGGGAAUAAAAAUAAUAAAGAAGGAUGAGACUGAAGAAGGGAAAUUCCAUAGUGGAGAGAAAGGAAGGAGGAGAAAAAACAGCCGAGAUGUAGAGAGCAGGGAAGCUGUGAGGAGAGAGAGAAAAGAGAGAAGGGAGAGAGAGGGAGGUGGGGGAGCUCCCUGCUACGUGGGGCCCUACCCUCUACAACAGGGCAAGGUGCCGUCAAGCACUGCCCGAGCCCAGUGGACUAUUAUCCCACGGUUCCCAGAUCUUUUGAAACGACGCCAGAGAUUAAUAUUUUUAAGAUACACAUCUUCAAUUUGCUCAGUCACUUUUUCAAUGGUUUGUUGCAUUUCUCUCUUUCUGGCAAAAUUUCUCCCAGUGGUACAUUUUGGUCGAUAAUAGUGCCGUGAUCAAGAAAUUCUUAAAAUCUCUUUUUCUUUUUAGAUGAAGGACGUAUUUUUCUUUCUCUUCUUCCUUGGAGUCUGGCUCAUAGCUUACGGUGUGGCUACCGAAGGUCUCCUUCACCCCAGUGACAUGCGCCUCUCCUGGAUCUUACGGCGGGUGUUUUAUAGGCCCUACCUACAAAUAUUUGGUCAGAUUCCUCAAGAGGAGAUUGAUGGUAAGGAUGAGAUGAUCCAGUCUUCCAAGUCAUUUCUCGCUAACUAUUGUGUUAUUCCAAUAAAUCAAUAAAAAUGUCCAUAUUAAAUGUUAUCAUUCCCCAAAAAGAGAUGAGCUUGCUGUUCAUGUAGAAUGUGCAGGUACAUAACCUGCAAUGUCCUAAAGUCACAUUUAGCAUCAUUAAGCUGCGCAUGAUAACACCGAACAUGAAGAAAUGCGAUAAUUACACUAUGGGAAGAGGGACCGGGUCUCGUGUCUACUAAACAGCCACAAGGAACUUGGCAACUGACAAAUGUAAACAGUGCUGUAUUUCACAUUAUCAGACUAUGGUAGUGGCUUUGGUGCAAAUAUCCAGUCCAUGUAAAGGGUUACUGCAAACCUAGUACUUUAGUAUGACUUUUUAUUGGGCACUUGUCACCUGCUCCCCACCCCCCUUAUUUAAAAAAAAAAAAAAUACAAAUAUUAAAAGGUUCACACUUGCUUGGAAUCCAGUGCUUGGCGAAGUUCACCUAGGUCGUUUUCACUUCCCGUCCGUUAUCCGCUGCGUCACUCCUUUCCUUUCCAAGGUCCAAUCACAAGGAUUUGAUGGGACCAUUCUCAGAGGUUUAAAAUUCAUGUGCACACUCUGAGCCAAGAAGGGGAGGGAGUGUGGGGUGGUCAAAGGGAGGAGAUAAAAAAUAAAAUCUGCAGACUUUAUGUAGGGAGGCAGGGAGGGGUGGGACAGAUAGGUUUCUCCAUGAAUGCGUGCUCCUAGCACUGUCUGCAAGGGUACAAGCUGAUUACGUGUGUCACCAGUGCGCAGUGCAUGACUUAAUUUUUAGACAGAAUUGACAUUAUGCAGUCCGGAACAGACUUCCAGGCUUCCGAAGUCAAGUAUGCCAGGGGUGUAACUAGAUAACGGCACACAAUUGCAGAUAUCUCCAAUGGAGGUUGGAGUAACUCUUUGAGAUGAUGUGGUUUUGGUUCUUAAAAUGUCCCUUCUAAUAAUAAAUUGUUUUAAUGUCCAUUGCUAUGGUGCCUUGCUAUUAUAUUAUUGUAUUCUCUGAUGUGUGCUCCACCAUGUUAAUGGAACCUUGUGUGUUUAUUCACAAAAAGCUUCAAAGAUCUUAUCGUCAAACUGCACUGAUGACCCGAUUGCCAUUCUUAUGGAAGAAGCACCACCCUGCACCAAUACCUAUGCCAACUGGCUCGUUAUUUUACUCCUUGUGGUCUUCUUGUUGGUUGCCAACAUUCUGCUACUGAAUCUUCUGAUUGCCAUGUUCAGGUGAGGAGGAAAUUGAAAGAUUACAUUCUACCAUUGUAAUCAAUGUAAUCAGAAAUACAUUUACAAUCAUCAUAGCAACAGAAUUACACUUAUACAGUACCCAUACAGGCUGUACUUUCAUAUGUGGGCAAUCUCAAUAAUUGGAAGAAACACAUCACAUUCAUCGCUCAGUUUAGCUUUUAUAUAAUGAAGAGUCUAAUUAAGGUGUCUUGCUAAGGGAAUUUUAACGUUAAAUGUGAUAUCUUGGGGUCACAGAGUACAUCUAGCAGUCUGAAUAAUGGGUAGCCCAAAAAAAAAUUUAAUGUACGUAAUUUGGAUUCCUGUAAAAAAAAUAUGAAGAAUCCCUGGUCUAAAAUACUGUCCCAUGACUUGAUUUAAAUCAAGUGAAUGGAAUAGAACAUGGUAUUCCUAAUAGUCUGUUUUACUUUAUGUAGGAUUUAUAGAUGUCAUGUUAUAUUGCCAAUAUAUGACCCAGCUCAGUACAUGAAAAUGCCAGAUAACAAGUUCAAACACGUAAUGAUUUUAUAGAUCUGUUUAAUAUUUUCUCUCUCAUUCUCUAACGCAAUAAAACUCUUUAUCAGUUACACCUUUUCCAAGGUCCAAGGAAACAGUGAUAUAUAUUGGAAAUUCCAACGCUAUAACCUGAUUGUGGAGUAUCACAACCGCCCAGCUCUGGCGCCUCCAUUCAUUAUUAUCAGUCACAUCCACACUUUCAUAAAACGCAAGAUUCGCAAGGUGGCGUCCCAGAAGAUCAGACAUUUUAGUGAGUAUUGUGGUGGGCAGCUAUUGUUGGUAGCCUAGGCAGAGGUUGCAUCCAUUCACAAUAUGGCGCUAUGUUAGAGCGUAGAUGCAUUAGGACACUACAAAGCUCCCCCUUAGUUUUUUGCAUAGGUCUCUUCAAACCCAUCAAUGAUAAUUUGAAUGUUAUUCUAUGAUUUUGGUGGUCUGUGAUUAAACCUCACUUAGAUGCGGAUCGGGGGGUGGGCAUGAGGGCAGUUGCUCCAUCCAAAGUAGACAGAUACCACAUUGGGUUGCUCAAUAUGGGUGUCUGUAUUGUAACGUUACUGAGAGAUUCAGUAUUUUUUUUUAAUUAUGCAGGGGAGAACAGAAGAUGGGGAGGAAUAUGGAGAAAACUGUGAAUGGGGAGUCAAUCACUAUUCCCCAUGACAAAACUGUCUUGCACGGAAACGUACCUUUUUCAAGCCCGUUUUGUUAAUGGGUAGUCUCUGACUGCCUGAGAGCAUCAGCUGACUGCUCUUAGCCAAUCAACUGCGGCCAUGUCCAGUCGGAUGCCAUCUGGGACAUCGCCACUGGAGGCAACGUAGGGAUUAAGCUGUUCACGUAGGGUUUAACCCCUUGAGGUCAGACUGCCUCCAGGGGCCUCCUAGCACCAUAACAACUUAAUUUAGACUAAGUUGUUUUGGUGUCUGGCGUGUCUCUUUAAGUAGCAGCUGAAGUUGCUGAAGUAUUAACCCUAGAAACAGGGAAAAAACACACUGUUCAUAACUUGGCUAAUGUACCUGCCCUUAAUUAACCUGCCCCAGUGACCCUAUCAGAAUAUAUAUAUAUAUAUAUAUAUAUAUAUAUAUAAUAUAUUUACAGAUACGAUCCGGUCGUAAAAAACUAAUUGGUCGGUAAGUGAGGAUACGUGCAGGUCUAUGUUUGGGAAAUUUACCCGAACUUAGACAUACACACCAGAGCAGGGAAUCCCUCUAAUCUAUGUUCGGGGAAAAUUCCCCAAACAUAGACCAGCUCUCUAACGUGGGGAAUCCCUUGAAUCCCCAGCCUAGAGAGCUGGUCAUAAAAUCAAGCCAUCGUAAUACAGAUAGGUCGUAAAGUGAGGACCACCUAUAUAUAUAUAAUUUCAAACGCCCAGUGACACUCCCAAGAUUGGGUUCUGGAUCCACCCCUGACCUUACUGGAUGCAAAAUGCGUGAGACUGACUUUGUCACUUGUUGAUCUAAGUCAAGGCGUCUUAAAGUACUCUGAAAUUUAGAAAAGCCAGUGUGUAUGAAAUCAGCAGCUUCCACUAACAUAUCUAUCUAAUUUUCUGUCCAUAGUGUUGGAGCUGAAGGAGCCUUUAGAUAGUCGGAUGCUCACCUGGGAAGCUGUGCAGAAGGAGAACUACCUAGUAAAUCUUGCCAAGCAGAAAAGGGACAGCGACACAGAACGCCUGCGCCGCACCUCACAAAAGUAAGGGCUCGAGAUCUUGGUUUAACAAGGUGCUCAUCUAUUCAUAGACACAUUGAAUUCAAUAAAAGGAGCAUACAAUGCCAGGAGAUGCUCAAAAUAGACUGAUUAAAAUGUUAACCAAAUUUAAUGAAAAGAAAAUCAAACUUGAUCUCAACAUUUAAUUUUGGAUCAACAGCAGCAACAGGAAUGCUUGCUAGUUUUGAUCUGAUACACUAAGGUCUUUCUUUAACUGAUACUAUGUAAACAUCCUGCUUAUAUUACAGUAAUGAAAAGACAAAACUGUAGGAACCAGGUACAAAAAAAAAAAAAAGGUCCAGGGAGAAAGUAUGAAAAUGUGUAGAUAUCACCCAAUGUCUAGUCGCUCCAGCCUAAUAGAAAUUCUCAUCAGCGUGAAUUAAUAUAAUUGGACUCAUUUAUGUUGAAACCUUCAAAGAGGUAACGUCCCAUAAAUAUUGCUAAUUAUAGGAGUACAAACAGAUCUUUAAAGAAGCAAUGUCAGACUUAUUUCUAAAAGUCAUUUAUUUAUUAAGUCUUUUACACGUCUACUUUGGCCUUCAAUUUGAAAUUCACUUUAAAUUGCCAACAAUUCUAACUUAAGUAAAUAACCCUGAAAAUGUCAGUAACUGAACAAAAAUGCAGUACUAUCAUUAUUUAUAAUUUAAAAGAAGUCUAAUUUCCUUGUUUAGACUGGUGAGAUAGCUCAGUGGCUAAUGCAUCAUCAGUAGAAUCUAUUCAACCCUUGGGUCGCAGGUUUAAAUCCCGGCAGGGUUGACUCAGCCUUUCAUCCUUCCAAGGUAGAUAAAAUGAGUACCAUUAAAUUGGGUAAUAGUAACAACCCUUGGAUGUUGGGCUAAGGUAACAUUCCUAGGACGUACAUAAAACCAGAGUAAUCUGAAUGUACCUUUCCUGGUUAAAUAAUUUGUUAUUAUUAUUUCUAAACCACAAAUGGCAUUGUCAGCAAGGCUAAAAAUACACUUUCUGUACAGUUUCAAUGACGUGAAUACUAAAUGCAGGUAUAUUCACUACGUACACAAUUAUGCUAUACUUAACAGGUCUGUAUAGAAACCGCUAUAGUAAUAAAUAAAUAUGCUGAUUCAUGUAAUAUUUUGCUGUCUUUGUAGGGUGGAUAUAGCUUUAAAGAAUCUUAACGAAAUAAAAGAACACGACAGAAGGUUGAAAUCGUUGGAAAAUGAGGUACUACAGAUCCCAGAAUACACUUGGGCUGGGUAACAUGGGUCUCAGUGCAAUAUGUAACUGCAUAGGGAAGCUUUAUAUUACUUUUGAAAGAACACCUGGCUUUUCGGAUUCACCUUAUCUGCUUUUACCUGAAAGCUAUUUCAAGUAUUAAAAAACAUGUUAUUGAAUAAGUAAUACUGAUUGGCUUCUGAUCUCCUACAACUUGUGCACAGUCUGAAAAUCCAUUUUGGGCAUUUGUCAGAUUAACAUGUGCCACCAGCAGGCAGGACAGCUGAAUCUGUAAAACGAGACGGACACUUUAUUAUGAUAAACUCUUCACGUUAGUUAUCAUUUCGUAAAGAAAGAAGAUGAACUUUCUGGCAGACUGCAGUAACAUUUUGUCUUGUUUGCCUUAAAGGACCACCAUAGUGUCAGGAAAACAAACUCGUUUUCCUGGCACUAUAUAAUCCUUAGGUCCCCCCACCAACAGGGUCCCCUUUCCGGUGGGCUGAAGGGGUUAAAACCCCUUUAGCCACUUACCUUUAUCCAGGGCCGGCUUCCUCGGUGCUGGUGACCUCUCCACCCCCUCCGAACUCAGCUCCCGAGUGGAGUCUAUUACUCAAUGCUUUCCUAUGGACGUUCUGCGUGCUCAAUGCGAUUUUUCACAUUGAGCGUCGGCGAAGCGCCUUUAGCGGCUGUCAGGAAGAAAGCAACUAGAGGCUGGAUUAACCCUGCAAUGUAAACAUAGCAGUUUCACUGAAACUGCUAUGUUUACAUCUGAAGGGUUAAAACCUGGGGGACCUGGCACCCAGACCACUUAAUUGAGCUGAAGUGGUCUGGGUGACUAUAGUGGUCCUUUAAAGUUCUGGAAAUGCCCAAAAGCUGUCCGAGGCAAAAGAGAACACACAGAGAGGACAAAUCAUACAGAAAGAGAAUAAGUGGUAUAAAAAAGGAAAUGGGUAUAGGGGGCAGGGAGAAGGGAGAAACAGAGGAACACAAAAAUACAAUGGGGCAAGUAAAACAACAACAGAGGAGAACGAGUGAGGAAACCAAAACAUAAAUGGAAAUGGGCUUCAAACUGUGAGAGAGGGAUAAAAACCACAAAGGGAGAAUGUUGGAAAGAAACGGACAUGGAUUUUGUCUAAACUCCAAAUAUUCCAGAAGUGAAUCUGAACGGAAAAACUGAAGCAAAAAAAAAAAAAAUAGUUCAUCUGGAAAAAUCCUCCAAAUCAGGGGAAAAAAAAGAAAGCGAGAGGGGACAGAAAGUGGUGAUUUUUAUCAAUUAUCUAAUAAAUGAUAAUAAGCAUCUUCCUAAACACUUGAUAAUAAAAAAUGUUAACAAAAUUACAAAUGGAGCUCAAAAGAGCUGAAACAUAUGGGAGUGAGUCAUAUUUUAGUUUGUACUCUGGCCCCAAAAUAGUUAUAACUGAUGGAUUUCAACACUCAUCACUCUGAUCGAAGUUUCAAAUCGAGGGAGUGUUUGGGAAGAUGUUAAACACAGACACAAUAUCUUUGUCAACCCACAGAAUAAUGAAAGCUUGAUUAUUAACAUAGGGAGGUGCGUUAACAUCUCAAACAAUAGCAGGAUGUGUUUAUUUAGGGAAAAGGUUAGCGAAAGGAAAACCAUGGACUGCAUUAACCCUUUCAUUGGUAGCCAGACAGAACAGAACUGACUUUAUCCCCAUAUAAGGAGGUAUUUACGACAAUUAAAUGUAUUUUAUAAGUGUGUGUUUUCAAAAAUCUUUUUAUUUUUAUUCUUAUGAAAUUCUUCAUUUCCUCUAGGUUGAAUACUGCGCAAAAGCCCUCUCUUGGAUAGUGGAUGCCCUGUCAGAGAGUCAAAUGGUGAAAACCGCAAAACCACCUCCUGUUUUACAAUAGGGUAAGUGAAUGAGAAAAAAAAAAAAGGAUACAAAUAUUUACAUGCACCAGAACAUGCAUACCUCGUAAGGUUGCAGAGCAAAUCUUGUCAGUUACGUUUGCAUGCUGCCAUCGAAACAGAGUAAUGUCACAUCACUCGUUCCUCUACUAGCACUGGCUAGGGAGUUUCCAUAGCAACCACAGUGCAUGCGCUAUGCUAUGGGUGGAGAGCAGAGGGGACCUCCUGUGGGAGAUCUCUGCUGCUCUCCCUUGUCAGUCAAUGCCUCGGCGUGCUACAUAUUUACUAGCAAAACUGCUAGUACAUUAGAUCAGGCUUCCCCAAACUCCAGCCCUCCAGAUGUUGCUGAACUACAACUCCCAUGAUUCUAUGAAUGAAAUAGGCUGAGAAUGACCAUAAGUUGCCUGGAGCACAACAGGUGCCCUUUAAGGUACUCUUAAUGACCUGCAAUAUAUGUGUGAGGUUUUCAGAAUCUUUGCUUAUUUAAGCCGAUACAUAGAUAUUCUUGUGUGCUGCUAAAAUGAUCAGAUUUGCCUUGCUGGACAGUUCAUUGGCAGGAAUUUAAUAAAUGGAAAGUAAAAUCCUCAGAGGGUGGUGGAGGUUUUUUUGUCAGCAGAUGUUCACAGGUUUGGGAAGGUUGGUUUAUCAUAGUUUUUUUUAAUAUCAUAUUCUCUUGGUUUCAGAUUCAGAAGAGAAACACGUUUUAAAAACAACGCCUGCCUGCCAUGAGAUUUCAUGACUUGUUUACUCCUUCAAACAUGAUGGCCUUUUUUAAAACGAACAGUGGUUCUUUUGUCCAUUUUUAUAUAUUACGUUCAUUUCUUUAUUGUUACCAAACUGACUUUUUUGUGAUUUUAUAUCUCUUGUUUGUCAUUAACUUUACCACUCAGUGAAAAUCUCUCAUUCCAAACUUUGAUACAAAAUAUCUCUCCAAGUUUCCUUUCGGCCUUCAGAAGAUAUGGAAUGUUUUAUCUUUUUCGCAAAUGUGGAAAAUCUGGAAUUUCAUGCAUCAGGACGAUAAAAGGCAACUACUUUGGAGCUUAUAUGAACGCAUGUAAAUAUACAGAUUCAGAGAUCCCAGUAUAGUGUACUCAAAACUCCCUAAAUUUAUUGCACGUCGACAAUCGAGAUUGAUAGUGAAUCCCUUGUUUCUUUUAAACCAGUGACUAUAGUCCUCACUGUUGCAGUGGUACCAAGUAUCAAUGCGUUUUAGAUUUUAUUUAUAUAUUUUUUUAUUCUUGUUUGCCUCUAUUUGUUUUUUUAUUAAAAGGGAUGAAUUGUAUAACAUAUGUCUUUAGCAAUAGGUCUGUGUCAAAUUGUACACACAGGGAAAUCAUAUCCGAAAAGAGAAGUUGGACCAAAUAAAGAGAAAAGUGUGUGGGGAAUGAACUGUGUAUUGCUUAAUUCAAAAUAUGGAGUCUUGUGAAUUCAGCAUAUUUCGUGUAUGUUUGUAUAUCUGUUCGUAUCUAUCAUACUCGCACUAAUACAUAACAUCUACAUGUAUCAUACUCACCCUAAUGCACAUCAUCUACAUAACAUUUAGGCGAUUUUACGGGCGGAUCCGGGAUUGGAAUUUGGGUGGGCCACUGACAAAAAAAACCAAAAAGUAACCUUAAAAAAAUCACUUUUCGCAGCCGGUGCCCCAGUGCAGUGUCCUGAGAUAGCAUGACUGAUCUCAGGACUGUCAUUUCAAUGCUGCUUGGCCACGCUACUAAAGUACAUAGGUGGAAGAAGAUAUAAAUGUUUUUAUAUAUUUUCUUGGCACCUGCUGGAGCUAUCUCAAGGACACCUGCCCAGUUGACUCCCCAGAUCCACCCCUGGGCAAUUUAUGCCAAAUACAUAGGAGCGCAAAAGGUUGUUUACUAGAGUGUGAAUUCUUAAAAAUUUAAAGUUUUAGACAAAAAUAGAUCAAUUGUAAAGACAGCUGACUUAAAAGGUUUUUACAGUUCUGCUAUUUUGGCCAAAAAUUGGAAAUUCAUUUCAAAUUCCUGAAAAUUCACACUUAAGUAAAAAAAAACGUAAACUAUAAAUGAAGAUCUGAAUUGCAAACUGAGGCUUAAAUAGCCAAUGCUGUUACAGGUUUUAACUAAUUUUAGUUAAAGGGAAACUCCAGUGCCAGGAAAACAAUCCGUUUUCCUGGCACUGCAGGUCCCCUCUCCCUCCCACCCCCCAAUCCCCGGUUGCUGAAGGGGUGAAAACCCCUUCAGUAACUUACCUGAGGCAGCAACGAUGUCCCUCGUCACUGCUUCCUCCUCCACCGCCGCUCCUCCUCUGCAUUGCGUCAGCCGGUGUGCGAGACUGAUCCCGGCCGGGGAGACCUAAUGCGCAUGCGCAGAAAUGCCGUGCAUGCGCAUUAGCGCUCCACAUAGGAAAUCAUUGAAAAUGCAUUUCAAUGCUUUCCUAUGGGGAAAUGAGCGACGCUGGAGGUCCUCACAUAGCGUGAGGACGUCCAGCGACGCUCUAGCACAGGUUUCCUGUGCUAGAAACCAGGAAGUGCCCACUAGUGGCUGUCUAGUAGACAGCCACUAGAGGUGGAGUUAACCCUACAAGGUAAUUAUUGCAGUUUAUAAAAAACUGCAAUAAUUACACUUGCAGGGUUAAGAGUAGUGGAAGUUGGCACCCAGACUACUCCAAUGGGCAGAAGUGGUCUGGGUGCCUGGAGUGUCCCUUUAAUGUUGUUGUUGGAUUUUAGGACACUGCAAUUCAGUGAAUAAACCUCUUGAUAGUUUCAAAUCACUGCUAAAAUAUUGUGCAAAUUAGAGAAAUUAGUUAAAUGGCAAACUUUAGAUACCUGAUACAUAUUUCUGUUGGCUCCCUUGCCAGUCGUGUGAUAAUUUAGGAAUUAUCUUUUAAUUGCAUCAAAGGGUUGAACAAAUGGGGAGACAGUUGCUGGUGCCCUGGCCAGCCAACUUGGUAUAACAUAAGACGUUGGACUACAGGAGACAAUUACCAGCGGUUUUUACCCAUGAUCCACUGCCCUAACCAAAUUAGGAGUGUUGUUAGUAGGAUACCACAUUAACCUCAUCAGCUGAUUGUUCUAAAACUUCCUCUGAUUCUGUGAACAUCCAUUUUGAUUUUAGUCUGAUCUAACCAGUUUGUAUUUGAUCUUUCAUCCCUGUGCUGUUGUUGAGCCUAGGUCCCACACUAUCCUUGUCUUGUUGCAUCCAAACUGUCCCUUUAGGUUACUUCCGUUUGUUGGCUUUGAGAUAUACUUCCAUAAUAUCCUUAUGUCUGUGCUCUGUGCUUUUGCCUGACAUUGUCUGGACUUUGACACAAAACAUUAAUCUAAUGAACACAAUUUAGCUCAUACAGGUGAGGAUAGUAAGCAGUCAGGAUGUUAUUACUUUCUAUACUAUAUGGAGCACCGGGGAUCAUCAAAGAGAGUGCAUUAUGCUUUUCUGGCUCUUAUAAUAGACAAUAUAUUUUUUUACAUUUUGUUUUUCUGACAUAACAGAAUUUUCUCUAAUGUCCACAUCCACUUUAAAAAAUGCACUAAAUGUAUAGAAGACAAAAGCUGUCCAAAAUAAGGGAAGUUACAUUGUACUAUUUUAAGUUCCCAUGACAUAGAGUGCUUUACGUUCCCAUGACAUAGAACAAAGCAUUAUUUGAUCUGUGCAUCCAUUGUUAUUGUUUUAUACAUUUCGGUUGGGUGUAAAGACAGGUUCUUUCUUUGCAACUUUGAAGUUCUCUCCUAUACUUUCUUCUUUCCUACAAGAGUCAGAUUAGGAUCUGGAAGUGGUAUGGGGGAACUUGUAUUACUGGAUUUAGAGGAUGAAUGGGAGGGAGAUUUUGAACAAUUAAACAGGAGAUGUCACUUCUGUGAAAUUUAAACCAUAGACUAAAACUUCAAAAAUCACCUAUAAUUAGUGCUAACCUUUCAUCACGCGAUGCUUUGUUUUAAUUGAAAUGUAUUUUAAAGAUUUAACAAAUGAAAGCAUAAUCCAGUACAGACAAGGCAAGUUCAGGGCAAAUAUUGCAAACGAGGUGGAGAAAUUAAAACAUCGUUUAAUUAUCCUCUUCUCUGUCAGUUAUUUACUAAACUGGGAACGUUUGAGAAUUCAAAGUGAGUUUCAGGAUUAAGGCCGAAAUAACCGAAUUGAAAAGUAAGCUUUGUUUCCAGUUCAGCUAAAACUUGAAAAUUCAGUUUGGAUUAUCAUUGAAUUUAGAACAGUUCUCACAUUGGUAAAUAAUUCUGUGCAUGUUUUCUCUAUGCCGACUGCCAGGGGUUAAGGAUGGAGCUUAUAACAUAGAUUGACAGAGAGCUAAGAUGGAGACGCCCAGUUGCAAAAUAAAAAAGGUGUGGAUUUCUAUAUUAAAUGUUAUUUUUCACAUCUCACAAAUCAGUGUUUGUUAAAUAUAGGGAUAAGUAAAUAUAAUAUUAAAAAUCUUAAAGGGACACUAUAGUCAGCCACAGGGGCGGCUCUAGACUUUGCGAGGCCUUAGGCGAAACUCAGACAUGAGGCCCCAAAUAAUAGCAUUAGUGAAAAUAAAGUAGGGGUGGCCUUGUGUGUAGAUCUAUUGAAAGGCAGGCUUGCAGCGUUAGAUACAGAAAGCUGGUCUCUGUAUUCAUCUUCAGAGGCUUGCAUUGUUGCAGCAUCCUGUGCCGCUCCGUUGUGAGCUGUCUGACUGUAGUUAUGGCAAAAUUUGCAAUUACGCUAAUUGUUUAUACAAGAUUGCGGGGUAUGGUUGUAUAGCCUGGCUGUCAUGUAUAGAUAAGUGCCAGUGUGAAGGGGUUAUUGGAAACAAAAAUGAAUAUUUUGGUUGUGUUUUUAAAAAAAUAAUUUACCAAAUUAAGUUACAGAUAAGAAAACAAUUUCAUAGACAUUUUCCCCACAUAUUCUAUAAUCCUUUACAUGUAUAUUAUUCUAUAUGUGUUUCCCCAUGUAUUGUAUUUGUAUCAAUGCAUAUAAUAUGGAAACAGCCUAAUGCGCUCGCGGCUGACUUUUUUCUUUAACCUUUUAUGUGCCAAGGGGGAGAUUGCGAGGGUGACCACAAUUCCUAGGCAAAAGUAAAGUUUGCCGCCCCCCCCCCCAUGUGACAUCACAAUGCCCCACCCAUAUGAUCUGCCAUGUUAACUAACACCAGUGCUGGAGUGCCGCCGUGUUUACAUUAAAAGGCCUGCAGGGACAUGCUAUAGACACCAGAACCACUACAUUAAGCUGCAGUGGUUCUGGGGACUAUAGUGUUUCUUUAAUGUGAGGUAAAUUAGAGAUUAGUGCCACAAAUAAUAUGCUAGAUUGCCUACUUACAACCAGAUGAGGAUGAUGAUGGGCUCUGGCUGCAGUCUGGCUCCACUGGUCUGGUGUAGAACAGGCUCUCUGGAGGCUGUUUGUAACUGUGGUCACAAAAAUCAAUGUUCUGGGAGAACGGUAAGCAGCUCCAUUUUUUGGGCGCCCUUUACACAGCUCAAGGUCUGGGUCCCAGGGUCCACCUCCAUGUUCCACCAAUGAGUUUGUUCACAGGGGGUGGAGUGUGUAGGGGAUGUCCUGAUAUGUGUGUAAGGAAUGCAUUGUGUGAAUCUGUGUUUGUAUGUGUAAGGGCUGCAAGGUGUGUUUCUGUGUAUGUACGGGAUGCAGUGUGUGCGUCUGUAAGGGGUGCAUUGAUGGUGUGUACGGGGUGCAUUUAGUGUGUGUAUUUCUCCCCCUCCCCCCCUCCCUCGUCACUCUCUCCUCCCCUCCUCGUCACUCUCUCCCCUCGUCCGCUCUCCCCUCCUCGUCACUCUUUCCCCCUCCUCUCUCCCCCUCCCGUCACUCUCUCCCCCUCCCCGUCUCUCACUCCCUCCCCCCUCCCUCGUCUCUUUCUCCCCCCCUCCCUCGUCACUCUUUCUCCCCUCCCUCCCUCGUCACUCUCUCCUCCCUCCCUCUCUCACUUUCUCCCCCCCCCUCCCUCGUCACUUUCUCCCCCUCCUUGUCACUCUCUCCCCCUCCUCGUCACUUUCUUUCUCUCUCCCCCCCUCCUCGUCCUCUUUCUCCCCUCCUCUCGUCACUCUUUCUCCCCCUCCCUCGUCCUCUUUCUCCCCCUCCCCUCUUUCUCCCCCCCUCCUGUCCUCUUUCUCCCCUCCCUCUCCUUGUCUCUCUCCCCUCCUCUCCCCUCCCUCUCCCCCUCCUUGUCACUCUCUCCCCCUCCCUCUCCCCCUCCUUGUCCUCUCUUUCUCCCCCUCCCUUGUCACUCUCUCUUUCUCCCCCUCUCCCCCUCCCUCCCUUGUCCCCCCCAUCCCUACGCCCAUGCUUGUGCCGUCUGCUGUACAGCUCACCAUGAGAAUGUAAACGGUCUAUUGCAGGUACACAUCAAGCUACCCACAAGGACAUUUUGUUUAGCAAGAAAUUGCUUUUUAUUCUAGCGAA